AGCGACGUGAACCGAGAGCCGAGGAGGAAGGACAAGGAGUCGGGCUUCACGCGCCCUGCCUCCAAAUACGCGAGGGCGGGGCAGGGGGCGCGUGAGCUUCGCCCGGGAAGCAGCGGGGGCGGGUUUAGAACCCGGUGCCUCGGAAAGUUAUUGGGGCGCGCGGAAGAGCCUCGCUUCCCCAUUGGGCGAGGUCCGGGGAAUUUCGAGGAGGAGGCGGGGCCGGGGGGUUUCCAGUCAAUAGGGCGGUUGCCGGAAUGGGGUUGUGUCGGGAGGCGUGGCGCGCGCGAGUGAGUGGCAGAGCCGGGACAGGGAGCGAAGGUACGGAGCGAGCGUGUGAGGGCUUCGGUGGGUUCUCGUGAGGGUGCCGUGGCAGAAAGGGAGACGACGCGCGAGUCCCCACCGUGAGGGGGCAAAGCGCCCGAGGCUGAAGGGAAGGAAGGAAGGAAGUUGGGGGACUGUGACUGUGUGUGUGAAGAAAAGUGAAUAUGACUAAGGUGGGGGGGAGGGAAAGUUUGGUGACGCGGGGUGGGGGGGUGGGAGAAGGGGGAGGUGAGGGGUUUAUUAUUAUUUUCUUUUAAAAUAUGUACAAAUCACUUUUCUUAACGACCAUUCAUCUGCAUUUAUAAAGUAUCCGAACUGGUACACUGACCUGUUCCAAAUGGUUCACACUUAAUAUCGAGCUCUGCUAGGGUACUAUGUGAGGUAAAACUGAAGGAAAAUAUAAUUAUUAUCCCCCCCCCCAAAAAAAACCCCAACAACUGCUGUGUGUUUCUGAACCUAAGGGGGUUGUCUCCUCUCCCCUGCUCUGCUGAAUGGCUUUUUCUUGGUUUGUGGAGCCUAUCCCUACUACGCCUUAUAAGCCAAACACCUAAAAAUACAAAGUUCUAAACUUAGGUACUGUGGGAUAUACCGUAAUUCCAAAUAAAUAGAACAGGAACCUGGAACACAGUAAACUGAACUGAGACGCUUUGGCACGUGUAUUCCUGGAUGUACUUUGUGUGUGUAGGUGCAAGGAGGAUGUGGUGGGUGCAUACGUCAGUUAAGAGUUUUGCAAGUGUGUUUUACCUCUGCUUGUUUUGUGAUCAGCUGCUAUAAAGCAUGGUUAGAUCACGUCCACACCAUUCCCAGUCUUAUACCACUUUAGCAUACUUUCCCUGGGGAAACCCAGCCAGAUGGGCAGGGUAUAAAUAAUUUGUUGCUGUUGUUGUUGUUAUCAUCAUCAUCAUCAUCAUCAUCCCCAAAACAUGCUGAGAACUGUAGUUUGUUAAAGCUGCUUAGAGUUGUAGCUUUGUGUGUAGAGUUGUCUACUCCUCACAACUUUCAGCAUCCUUAACAAACUAUAGUUCCCAGUUCUUUGGGGGAAACCAUGACUGCCGAAAGCGGUAUAAUACUGCUUUAAAUGUAUGGUGUGGAUGUGGCCUAUGACUAUAGAUUUAAUUACGGUAUCCACAUUGUCUCUGAACUUCCUGGUGGAUAGGCAGUGCCACUCUGACCUGUGGUAUCACUUUGCUCUGUGGCCAGUCAUAGUUAUGGGAAGGGGUGUGAAAUGCUGUGCUAAGAGGAGGCUUUCUUUGCUAUUCAACUUGUUUCCUUUCUCCUUCAAAGAAUCUGAGCUCAUGUGUGGACAAGCCAGCAUCCAUUGUUGACAUCUGCUCUGCCCAACCCAUUGGUUGGCCGCCCUGAGCCCGGCUUCGGCUGGGGAGGACGGGAUAUAAAUAAAAUUUAUUAUUAUUAUUAUUAUUAAAGAAGCCAGUCUGGUGUUCUGAACUAUGUUGGUCAGCUGGGUCUAGCUGCCGUGUUAAUUUCCCACAAUGCUCCUGAUGUAGCAUCCAGGGCUACAUUAAAAUGGCAGUUAGGCACAGCCAGAGGCAUACCUAGACUCCCUUGUGUUUUUGGAAGGAGUUGUACCUUUGGUCCAUGCCGACGACUGGAUUUCUCUGCCAAGGCACCCAGCGGAGGCUGCACGCCUCACCUGGCUGUGCAGAGAAGUUGCCUGGGGAGCUUGCAGAUGGGUGGACGGGCUCCUAGCCACUCCAUGCCAGAGUAGAGUGAUUCAGUUUUUGCACCCUCUUGGUGGUGGCCAAUCUGACCAGCUCCUAGGGACGACCCUGGAUGCAGUUGCUGCUGCACACUGUUGCCUAGCGCUAUCAGGUAAAGCUGAGGGGGCAGGCACUGAUGGAGCACAGGACUCAUCUGAUAUCACUUUGCUAUAUGGUAAUGAGAACUGCUCUAGGUUUACGGUAACUUCAGACGUCCCCUACGAUGGGGCUCUUGAAUAAAUAUCCUCUGGAUCCAGACUGCACUUCCAUUUUACUAAAUGUUGCAAAGCCUUCCCGUUCUUCCUUGAAUGUGGCAUUGUCCUAAUUUAUUACCUACUGUCUCUGUUCUAGUGACAAUUCUAUCUCUUUUAAAGAGCAUUGAGGCCUUAUUUAUGAGACCCAGAGUAAUGCAAUGGGGGAGGUAUUUAUCUGACAUAUCAGACAGUGAACACAGGCCAAGGAUCUGUCUGUGAUCACUUGUGAUGAUCAUGUCUUCCUGAACACUUUGGUGCUGUAAUGUGUAAAGAAGACUUUUUAGAGCUUUCCUCCAUAGAAGUGUGAUUACUUGGAGGACAGAAUUGAAUUAAACUAGAGAUGACUUGUAUAAUAAGUACACAUGGGCAAAGAAUUCCUGCAUUGCAGGGAGUUGGACUAGAUAACCCUCCUGGUCCCUUCCAACUCUACAAUUCCAUGAUUCUAUGAGUCUAUGGUUACCCUGGCUUGGCUUUCCCCACCUUUUAAAAACAGUUGUUUGAGACCCGGUUUGCUGAAUAAAUAUUUGUACAUGAACUAAACAGAAGUUUAGAGAUGGCUACUUGAGAUACCAUUUUGUGUACAGUCUAGCCUAAGUGCCACAACAGCAUCAAAUCUCUAAUCCUACCUACCCUGGCUCUGUGCCAGCAUCACUGACAGUAGAGAGCUCUAAAUGUCUGCAUAGCACAUGCUGUUCAGGUUAGUGCCUGAACCCAUUGACCCCAUGUUAGCAGUUCCAUACAAACAAAUCUGAUUUGGGGAUUUAGGCAGUGCUUAAUUUUGAAAAUGAAGUUGCUUUUUUUAAACACACACACACACACACACACACACACACACUUUCCCUCAAAAUCUCAGAUGUAUGGAACAUUUGUUCCUCUGUACAUUUAUUAUUAUUUCCUCAUGUUUAUAUCCUACCCUUCAUGGAGCUCCUCUCAUUCCUGGAUGGGGGUGCCCUCUUUAUUUGCAGAGCUAGGUUCAGCUGAGAAAAAGCGACCAGCCUGAGGUCACCCAGUGAACUUCGCAGCUCAAGCUAGGAUUUUCAGUCCCCAAAUCAAGUAUAUGCCAAUGUCACUGUCUUCUUUAUCAUGGUUUCAUCUUCAUGGUUGAGCCUUGGCAAGUCUAGUUAAGUCUUGGAGUUAGGUCGCUUGCCCCUGCAAAAAAAUGCAGUAAGAGAACAAUGCCUUAUUAAUACUUUAAAAGUCCAUUCCCUGAUUUCUUCCUGCUCACUAAUCACUCCUUGCUUAGUUCAGAUCUGUGCUGUUUAAUUUUCCUACCUAGUUUGAGCCAAGACUUAACUAUAUCUACACUGUAGUUAGGAUGGAUCACAGCCUUGUGUACCAUUCUGGCAGAAGUGGCAUGGGAGAAUCAUAUCACUCAAGGAAAUACAGUCGUACCUUGGAUCCUGAAUGCCUUGCGAGUCGAACGUUUUGGCUCCCGAAUGCCACAAACCUGGAAGUGAGUGUUCCAGUUUGUGAAUGUUCUUUGGAACCCGAAUGGCCAGUGCAACUUCUGUAGCUUCCGAUUGGCUGCAGGAGCUUCCUGCAGCCAAUCGGAAGCUGCGCCUUGGUUUCCAAACAUUUUGGAAGUCGAACGGACUUCCAGAACGGAUUCCGUUUGACUUCCAAGGUACCACUGUAUAUAAAUAGAGCCUCUUGCAGCAUCUUCAUAUAGGAAUCUGGACUUCUGCACUCCAUUUUUUGUCCAGCCCUGUGUUUCCCAAACACCUGUUUGCCAGGUAAUGGAACUGCAGAAACUGUUGACAUAGGGGAGGCAGGAGGCUGUGUAGCAGUUUACUAUUUGCCCAUUCUCUCCCAUGAUUGCUACAGCCAAGUACUUUCCCCUCAAGUCAAAUUUUUGGGUUGAGCCUCUUUUGGUUUGAGCCUCUGAACAGUGGAUGUGAAAGAGUAGGCCCACUCUUUUAAUUCUUUUGCUUUAUUUCAUUUUCCUGUGGAGUACUUGAUUUAUAUAUUUGUACAAAACAUAUUUUCAUCAUGUGCUUGCUGUACUUCUCAUUCUGUGGGUUGUCUAAAUAAUAAAAGUUCUGAAAACUAGCUUAGCCUAGUGAGAGCCGCCUCGUUGCUCCACUAUUAACUUGUUUGGUGGCCUUGGAAGGUUUCAUUGCUUCUGCUUAAACAUUCCUCAUAGAGUUUUCAGGAAGAUGAAUAACUAAUUAUUUUACAUACAUUAGAAGUAGUGGGUACUUCAGUAAAAAGAAAAUAAAUCCCAGCUUUAAAAUUUUAUGUAGUUUCUGUACUUAGAUAGAAAACCAACUAUUAUUAAUGCAUUGGCCACAGUCUAGCAGACUUUCUCCCCCAUGCUUUUCAACAUCUACAUGCAGCUGCUGGGAGAGAUCAUCAUGGGGUUUGGGCUGGGUGUUCAUCAGUAUGCGGAUGAUACCCAGCUCUACCUCUCUUUCAAAUCGGAACCAGUGAAGGCGGUGAAGGUCCUGUGUGAGUGUCUGGAGGCGGUUGGAGGAUGGAUGGCGGCUAACAGAUUGAGGUUGAAUCCUGACAAGACAGAAGUACUGUUUUGGGGGGACAGGAGACGGGCGGAUGCGGAGGACUCCCUGGUCCUGAAUGGGGUAACUGUGCUCCUGAAGGACCAGGUGCGCAGCCUGGGAGUCAUUUUGGACUCACAGCUGUCCAUGGAGGCGCAGGUUAAUUCUGUGUCCAGGGCGGCUGUCUACCAGCUCCACCUGGUACGCAGGCUGAGACCCUACCUGCCUGCGGACUGUCUUGCCAGAGUGGUGCAUGCUCUAGUUAUCUCCCGCUUGGACUACUGCAAUGCGCUCUAUGUGGGGCCCUAUGUGACCCGGAAACUGCAAUUAAUCCAGAAUGUGGCAGCUAGACUGGUGACUGGGAGUGGCCGCCGGGACCACAUAACACCGGUCCUGAGAGAUCUGCAUUGGCUCCCAGUACAUUUCCGAGCACAAUUCAAAGUGUUGGUGCUGACCUUUAAAGCCCUAAACGGCCUCGGUCCUGUAUACCUGAAAGAGCGUCUCCACCCCCACACUGAGAUCCAGCGCCAAGGGCCUUCUGGCGGUUCCCUCAUUGCGAGAAGUGAGGUUACAGGAAACCAGACAGAGGGCCUUCUCGGUAGUGGCGCCCGCCCUGUGGAAUGCCCUCCCUUCAGAUGUGAAGGAAAUGAGCAGCUAUCUUCUCUUUAAAAGACAUCUGAAGGCAGCCCUGUUUAGGGAAGUUUUUAAUAUUUAAUGCUGUAUUGUUUUUAACACUUGAUUGGAAGCUGCCCAGAGUGGCUGGGGAAACUCAGCCAGAUGGGCGGGGUAUAAAUAAAUUAUUAUUAUUAUUAUUAUUAUUACAUGCAAAGACUUGCACAUGCACAGCAGGUCUAACUUUUCCCAAUAGCAACCUUUCCCAAGACACAUUACAUGCUGCUCUCAACAGGGGAGAGUCCAGUUGUGCCUGGGUCCAGCUUGGGAGCUUCUCGCAGACUUCUAGUUGGCCACUGUGGAAACAGGAGGUUGCACUAGAUGGACCACUGGCCUGAUCCGGCAGUCCCUUCUUAUGUUCUUAACUCUUCCCUCUUUGUAAUUCCUAUGUUUAAAAAUAAAGGGGGGGAGGCUAUUGCUUGUAGAAGCAAGGCACAUGCCAUGCUUUAUGCCUGGUUCUGGUCAUAUUGCUUCUAGGCUGGUCAGUUCUCCCUUACUGUACGCCAGUGUUCUGAUAAUUAUACCCAGAAAAUAUUUUGACAGGUUUCAUACAUUCAUGUGCUUUAUGAAUGUUGGUUUGCUUCAUUGGUUAAGAACAUGAGCUCUUAGCUAGACGUCUGUAGUACUAAUGUCAUCUUAGUCCUGCUGCUGUUUCUCAAGGUGUAUGGAGACUUGUAUAACAUUGACAGUAAGUGCACUGUGGAAGCAAGCAGACCACAAUAAGCACACAUACAACCUUCUUCCCUGGGUCAAGAGAAACCUGUUCUGCCUCUAGCAGAAACUAGAUUUGCACAGCAUCAAUUGGCCAGCUCUGCUGUUAUUCACAAAUUCACAUUCCCCCCUCCCUUCUCGGAGCAGGGAUUUGAGGGCCGUUGUGUUAGUCGCAAUGAAGCUGUUUAAAAAGCUUUUUUUAGGUAAAAAACAUAAAAUACUGAACAAAAAUUAAAACAGAUAAACAUAGAAGGUAUUUGAAAACAAAGCGGACAGUUUUUCUGAAGCAUGGGGUUUUUACUUUUUACUUUGUUGUACCACCGUGAACGGUGGUUUUUAUUGAUGUAUUUUUAUUUUGUUCCGUUUUAUUUUGGUUUGGGGUUGGAUAUUGAGUGGGGUGGGGAUUGGUUUUGUUUGGUAUAAUUGUUUUUGGUUUGGUUUGUUUUUCUAUUUUGUAAAUGGAGGUUGGUAUGAGGCUUGGGAUUGCUACCGUGGUGGGGGCAGAUGUUAUAGGCGAAGGGGAUCGAGAUAUGAAUAUGCUCGUACCCCUUUCAAUCUGCGCCCCAUCCCUAGGGACGAGGGUAGGGUGAGCAAGGAUUACUCACCUCCGUCACUGGUGUUGUGCAAUGCCAGGUCUAUAGGCAACAAAACCGCCACCCUGCGAGAUUUCUUCACCUCGCAGGGGGUUGACCUGGCUUGUGUGACGGAGACCUGGGUGCACGAAGGGGAAACUGUUACCUUACGAGAGAUGGCGCCCCCGGGUUUCUCCGUCCUCCACCAGUCGCGGACUGUGGGCCGGGGGGGAGGGGUGGCAUUAUUAAUCCGGGAAGAUUGUUCUUUCAGGGCUCUACCAUCGCCAUCGAUCCCCGGCAUUGAAUGUGUUGGCCUAGUGUGGGGCUCCGAGGUGAGCUUGGCUGUCUGGCUGGUGUACUGGCCACCUAGAGCACCAGCAGCCACCCUGUCAGGCCUGCUGGAGGUGGUGGCCGGCUGGGCCCUGGAGUCCCCUAACCUAUUGGUAUUGGGGGACUUCAACGUCCAUGCUGAUGCCACUCCCUCCUCACAGGCUCUGGACCUGGUGUCUUCCAUGGCAACACUAGGGCUCUCCCAGUUUGUUUCGGGUCCCACACAUCAAGCAGGCCACACGCUGGAUCUGAUCUUUGGUGUCGGUAUAGAUGUGAUCAUGUCUCCUUCGAUGAAGGUGCCAUGGUCUGAUCACUUCGCUCUGAAAGCCAGGAUUGAUUUUCCACCCCCACCCUGCAUAGGUGGCGAGCCAAUUUGGGCUCGCCCGCAGAGGCUGAUGGACCCUGAUAGAUUCCGUCAGGCCUUGCAGGACCUUGCUCCCCCUGGCGACUCAUUGACUGAGCUUGUUGAGGGCUGGAAUAUCCAGCUCCUAGCAGCCAUCGAUGAGAUUGCACCUAGGCGCCCUCUGCAACCCCGCAGAAACCGGGCUCCCUGGUUUACCGAGGAGCUUCGGAAAAUGAAGCGGGACCUCAGACAGCUAGAGCGAGUAUGGUGGGGUGCCCGUGACGGAGCCUCAAGAACAUCUUAUAGGGUUUUUAUGAAAACCUACGAGAUGGCAGUGAAGGCCGCUAAGAAGUCCAACUUCUCGGCCUCCAUUGCCUCCGCUAGCUCUCGCCCGGCGCAAUUAUUUAGUAUAAUUAGGUCUUUAACGUCCCUUGAAGGACAGCCAAAUGUAAAGAACAAUUUGACACACAGCUGUGAGGCAUUUGCGAGUUUUUUUGCGGAGAAGGUCCUGUUGCUCCGCCAUGACCUCCCUGCCAAUUUGGAUACAAUAAAGGAACUGGAGGCCCCUCGACUGUCCUCGGGUCCAGUAUUGGACCACUUUGACCGGAUAUCCCCAGCCGAUGUGGACAGACUCCUCCGAGCUGGAAAGCCCACCACCUGUCCUCUUGACCCGUGCCCGUCUUGGCUGAUUAAAGCGUGUCCAGACGAGGUGUGCCCCCCCCGGUGAUAUCAUCAAUUUGUCCCUUGGCACCGGGAUAUUCCCAGGGGAACUGAAGGAGGCAGUGGUGCGCCCGCUCUUAAAGAAAACAUCAUUAGAUCCCUUAGAUCUUUCCAAUUACCGCCCGGUUUCGAAUCUUCCAUUCCUGGGUAAGGUGAUUGAGAGAGCGGUUGCUGAACAGCUUGGUAGGUUUCUGGAUGAAACAUCGGCUCUGGAUCCAUUCCAGUCCAGCUUCCGCGCUGGUCAUGGGACUGAGACGGCUCUGGUCGCCCUAACAGAUGAUCUCCGCAGGCAGCUGGAUCGAGGUGGGUCGGGGCUGCUGAUUCUUCUAGACCUGUCAGCAGCCUUCGACAUGGUCAAUCACGAACUCCUGGACCACCGCCUUGCCGACGUGGGGAUCCAGGGCACAGUCCUUCAAUGGUUGCGCUCGUUUCUCUCUGGUCGGGGACAGAGGGUGGCGCUUGGGGGGGAAUUGUCAUCGCGCCACUCCUUGGUGUGUGGAGUGCCUCAGGGUGCGAUUCUUUCCCUGAUGCUUUUAACAUCUUUAUGCGCCUCGCCCAGCUUGUCCGGAGUUUUGGGCUGGGUUGCCAUCAGUAUGCCGAUGACACCCAACUCUAUCUGUUGAUGGAUGGCCAUCCUGACUCGGCCCCAGACACACUGACCAGAUGUCUGGAGGCUGUGGCUGGAUGGUUACGUGGGAGCCGGUUGAAGUUAAAUCCUUCGAAGACAGAGGUCCUCUGGCUGGGACGGGACGAUAUGGGAUUGAGGGGGCAACUCCCAUCUCUUGCGGGGGUGCAAUUAGUGCCAGCAUCGUCCGUUAAGAGUUUGGGUGUAAUCUUCAAUACCUCCCUCUCUCUAUGGAGGCGCAGAUUACAGCUAUAACAAAGGCGGCAUUUUUUCAUCUCCGCCAAGCUAAGCAGUUGGCUCCUUAUCUCUCUCGCCCUGACCUAGCCACUGUGAUCCACGCGACGGUCACCUCCAGACUGGAUUAUUGUAACUCGCUCUACGUGGGGCUGCCCUUGAGACUGAUCCAGAAACUCCAGCGGGUGCAGAAUGCCGCGGCGAGACUCCUUAUGGGGUCUUCGCUGCGUGAUCACAUUCAUCCGGUACUAUACCAACUGCACUGGCUCCCGGUGGAGUACAGGAUCAGGUUUAAGGUGCUGGUUUUAACCUUUAAAGCCCUAUACGGCCUAGGCCCCUCGUACCUACGGGACUGCCUCUCCUGGUAUGUCCCACAGAGGAACUUACGGUCUGCAAAUAAAAACAUCUUGAAGAUCCCAGGCCACAGAGAGGUUAGGCUGGCCUCAACUAGAGCCAGGGCUUUCUUGGCCACAGCUCCAAUCUGGUGGAACGCUCUGUCACAAGAGACUAGGGCCCUGCAGGACCUGAUAUCUUUCCGCAAGGCCUGCAAGACAGAGCUGUUCCACCAGGCCUUUGGUCAGGGCGCAGCCUGACCCCCUCCUCUGGCAAUCUGCACAGAAUUUUGCUUAAUGGUUGCCACCAAUUUGAUUUUAAUUAAUUUUUAUAAUGAAAUGUUUUUAGAACGUUGGAUUAUUUUGAUUGUUGUUAGCCGCCCUGAGCCCAGCUUCGGCUGGGGAGAGCGGGAUAUAAAUAAAAUUUAUUAUUAUUAUUAUUAUUAUUAUUAGGGUGGGGAACAGUGUUGGAUCCAGAAGCUUUUAUAUGUGUUUUUACGGGGUGGAAGGUGCAGAGCUGGCAUUGCAGCAGAAAGCCCACACCCAUUCCUGUUUCAAGGCAUUUUUGCCUUGGACUUAGUCCCCAUCUGUAAAUAUUAUGGAGAUAACCUAAUAUCCUUAUUAGGUUGUAAGAAUCAGAGAUUACUGUAUGUGGAGCAUAGUGAGAAGAGUGUUAUUUAAAUAAUAAGUAUUAUCAGAUUUCUCCAGUUGGGAGUUGGGUGCUGUCAUAAAGUCAUAUCUGAAAGAAUAAUAGCAUUUUAGGGUGUUCAAGGUGCUUAGUGAACUUCUUGUAAUUUUACAAAAAAAACCUGUGAGGUGUUAUUGCAUAACACAGGUGGGGUGGGGGCCUGAGGCUGAGAGAAGAACUUGCCUAAACCCUUUGUAAGGGUAGCCAACAUCGUGCCCUCCAGAUGUUGUUGGACUCCCCUCCCCAUCAGUCUCAGCCAGUGUGGCCAGUGGUCAAGAAUUAUGGGAGUUGUAGUCUACCAACACCUGCCUGAAGGGGGCCAUGUUGGGUACUCCACCCUAGUGAGUUCAUGGCGAAAAAUAGGGAUUUUCUGAUUCGUAACCUAGUCUAUGAUGCACCAGCUCUGAAAUACACACAAUUCCUGUAGCUCAAGAUACCCUACAGGAUUUUAAAAGGUUUUAGGCCUUGUAACAGGCAGGCAGGGUGAGUUUUUCUUCCUCUUUUAAAGCAGGGUGGAGUAGGUAUGAGCCUUAGGUGCUAAGUAAUGGGCAGAGGAGAUAGAUGGCAGUUGACUAUGUGUCCUUUCAUGCUGCUGCUUGGGAUGUGUGUAUAAAGGGCAAGGCAUCUCUGUGGUUUGUUUGGUAUGUCUCUGGUGAAAUGAGAGGGUGGAGUUUCUGUAGAAGAUUUUGUGAGCAGAGAGUACUCUGCUUAUUAUGGGUAAGGAAAGCAGCAUCCUUUUCCUUCUCUCUGGAUUCCCUUUCUCAUCUUUCUAGGCUGUAUCAAAGAUCCUAUAGAAUGAAGCCCAAAUUUCAGAGAAAUGAGUUUUUUUGGAUAGAGAUGUUCCCAGGGUUUGCUUUGUUCUGUGGCGUUCCUCCCACGCUAUAUAUCGACUAGUGACUCAUCUUCCUUUACAGGAUCGGUUGCAACAGCAACUUGUUCGGGGAAAUAAAAACAAAAAACCACUUCAUUUUCUACUGAAAGAGACUUGUUUUAGCAUUCAGCUUUAUUUUGGAGCGUCUUCAAAAUUGCGGGAAAUUUGCCACCCACAGAACAGACAGGGUUGCCACUAAAAUUCAGCGUGUAUGUCAGCUUGGCCUCUGGUCUUCAAUUUCAGGGCUAAAGUUUCAGGACAGCUCAGGCACUUAAAAUUAUAUGUUGGCACCUCAGAAUCUUGACACUUUUUACUAGCUGUGUAUAGGCCUGUCUCUUCGGAAUGUGAACUAGAGUAAACAAGGACAGCAAGAAAUAGAAUGCAUUCUGGUUUGGAAAGAAAAAUGGAAAAAACAAACACCAAACCUGCUUCUACAUUUUAGCUGCUUCCUCUCUGUCCUACCCCCAGUUUUCUGCAAACUGAUGGAAUUAUUGCUGUCUGCCAGUUAAAGUUACAGAACUUUAAUGGAAAGAGUUCGAGCAUUAUUUCUCAUUUGAGGGUGGCCCUUGUGUUUUAAUUGGGUGGAGAUCAAGAGCUGGAGGCUCCAGCUGCUUAACCAGAGGCAAGAGAAAUUUAUGGAAAGGAUGGCAGCUAUUAUCAUGACUUGCUGGAAGUCCACUUCGGAGAGGGACUCCUCUCCCUGUGGCCAUCCUGUAAGGUAGACUAGAGCAAUAUGAUCUUCAUCCAUGUUGAAAUUUUCAAUUUUCCCCUGGCUAUAAAACAGGGGAAGCACCUGCAGCUUCCAUUCCAGUAAGCACCUGCAGCUUCUGAAGGUCCUGGAGCAGCAGAAGGUCCUCUGCAUCCACCUGGCAUCCACGGACAGUCCGCUGCAUAAGUCUGUUUAUAAUAAUAAUACAUUUUAUUUAUACCCCGCCCUCCCCAGCCAAGGCCAGGCUCAGGGCGGCUAACAACCAAUAAUAAAAACAAGUUGAAUGAUUACAACUUAAAAUCAAGAUUAAAAUACAACAUUAAAACAUCAAAACAUUAAAAUGCAGCCUCAUCACAGGAGGAGAAAGGCAAAAAGAAAGAGGGGGAGGGAAUCAAUUUGACUCCAAGCCAAAGGCCAGGCGGAACAACUCUGUCUUACAGGCCCUGCCGAAAGAAAUCAGAUCCUGCAGGGGGCCCUGGUCUCAUGAGGCAGAGCGUUCCACCAGGCUGGAGCCAGUGUUGAAAAAACCCUGGCUCUGGUUGAGGCUAAUCUAACUUCCUUAGGGCCUGGGACCUCUAAGGUGUUGCUAUUUAUGGACCUUAAGGUCCUCCAUGGGGCAUACCGGGAGAGUUUAAUGUAUUCCUGGGUCACUGUCCUUUCUCUGCAGGGAUGGGGAUCUUAUUCCUCUCCAGAUGCUGUGGACUCUAACUCCCACCAUCCCCAUCCCCUCUCUUGACAUUAGCCAUGCUAACUGGGUCUGAUAGGAGUUGGGAGUCUGACAGCACCUGGAAGGCCACAGGUUCCCCAUUCCUGCAGUUUUAUGUAUCCAUUUGUGGCUCAUAAAAUGUGAUGGGGGUCUGUGCAAAUUGUCCAAGCCCAUUUCUAAUCAGUGUAUGACAUAGCAUUCACUCUGCCAGUCUAUGCUCUGUUGGGACUCUUUGAACUGUGGGACUUGGCUCUCAGUAUCAGUGUAAUUCAGCGCUUUGUUUCUGUCUAAAACCCCUGGAAAGCCACCACUGUGGAACAAGGUAGAUUAUAUUAGAUUAGGUGGACUAUUGGUCUGAGUCUGUGUAAGGCAGUGUUUAUAUGCUCGUAUUGGUAACUCAAUACAGUUGUACCUCAGGUUAAGUACUUAAUUCGUUCUGGAGGUUUGUACUUAACCUGAAACUGUUCUUAACUUGAAGCACCACUUUAGCUAAUGGGGCCGCCUCCUGCUGCUGCGCCGCCGGAGCACAAUUUCUGUUCUCAUCCUGAAGCAAAGUGCUUAACCUGAAGCACUAUUUCUGGAUUAACAGAGUCUGUAACCUGAAGCGUAUGUAACCCGAGGUACCACUGUACUGUGGAAUUUGAGUCAUUGUCAUUCUAUUGUGUUUUAUUGUGGGUUGGGGGGGAAAACAUUUUGAUUAUCAAUAUUUUCCUAUUUCAGGUGUACUUAUUAAAAUGUCAAUGAGCAGGAUAUUAUCAGCAGGCUUGGGAACUGUCUGUCCUUGUAAGAAUGGAGAGAGGAAUUAUUUGUCUGAAAUAUAAAUGGUGCGAUAAAGAGAGAACAAAAGUCCAACCAGAUAAGACAGGGCAAAGACUGUUGUAGGUUUUUAAAAAAUCUACUUUGAUGUAUAAUUCCAACCUGGAGUUGCUUUAUGACAUACAGUGACAGAGAAUAGAAGCUGGACAAACCUGGCUUGGGAAUUCAGUAUCUCUGGAUGUUUUGGGUCAAUUUGAGAAUACUGGCCAGGUUAUCAGUUGAAAAUACGUACCUGAUAGUUGGGAAACCAUGUCUUUUGGAAUAAUACAAGCUGUGCCAUGUUCAUUUUGAGCUUGAAAUUUGUGUGUAUUGAUCAUUAUGGGAUAUGUAGCUUACCAGAGUUAACAUUUGUUAACCCUGGAGUAUUAGUUAUGGUCAGGGGAAAAAAAUCAUAAAUUAUUUGACCUGAGAAACAGCAACGGUGCUGUUCCUUGUUAAAAAUAAAUAAAUCCAUUAAUGAUUUCCAUGUACAGAAAGUUUUCUGCUUAUACAGUGGUUGAUAUCUGGAAGGCUUCCAGAGCUAAAUAAAAAUAUGGUAAAAGGUUAGUCCCUCAUUUCAGUAGCAAAAAACAGAAAAAGUUUUCAAGAAGUGAGAAAUAGACACACACACACACUACGUUACUGAUCUUUCUCUGUUUUGUAUGCAGAUUUAUAUAUUUCUGUGUUGUUCAUGUUCAGUGAGAAAGGACCAAUUGCAGGGGUGGGGAACCUCCAGCCCAUGGGCCAGUGUUGGUUUGCCAGGUGGUCCAAUUUGGCCUGUGAGGCCAUUUCCCCAAACUUCAACUGGCUGAUGUUAUCUGAUGGGUGGGGAAGGGAGAUUUCAUGUUGCCUGGUGUUUCUUUGCCAGCCGCAUUAAAUGUGCAGACCUCACUUCCUCCCUGCAAAUCAACUAAGAUAUGGACAGGACUGCUCACCUAUCAGUCACCUGAUGUCAUGAUGACAUCAGAUGAUUAGCAGGUGGAUGACUGUGCCCAUCUGUCUAAGUUGACCUGCAGGGUAAGGGAAGAGAAAAUCUGGCCUGCUGGGCCAAAAAUAUGCCCUACUCUUGCCCUGUUGCAAGAAGGCAGCAUUGUUUUUAUGGCAUCUGUCAACUGGGUGAGGUGAUCCAUUUGCCUGGAUUGCUGUCUGGAGAAUACAGUGGUCCCCGACAAUACAAAAGCUGGUCAUCCUUGGUUCUGAACUUAUGGUCUUGUCUCAUAAAGAUAAUUUAAGAUUUAAUCCAUCAAGUAAUGUGUUUUGAGAAGUUCCACUUUCUCUGAUUGUGGUUUUUGGUGUCCUGGUUUUAUAACCACAUAGGAUAGUAAGUGAUAGAAAAAGUAGCUGAAAUGAUUAAUACCAUAGGUGUUGUGUUGGCUGAGUUUUUAGAAGUGAGAUGUUUGACUAAAGUGGCUGUCUCUCGGGGAUAAGAUCAAAGGAGGGAACUAUCCAAAGAAAUUGGAUGGCUUCACACAAGGAAGAGCUCGUGUUUUUGAGCUUUCCAUACUUGUUUUCUUUGACUUGCAUAUGAACUCAAAUUUAACACUUUUUGAGAGACUGUAAACCCGUUGACUUAAUACAUGAUUAUAAGAGUUCAUGACUUCAGUUGUUUAUUUGCAGUGUUGUUCAAACCAGUAGCAUACUGCCUGUUUCAGCAAACACUGAAACUUGUUGAUAUCACAAAUGAGCACAGGUAGGAGAGGGGCUAGAUGCAAAUGCUUUGCAUGCGGAUGGUCCCAGAUGGUUCCAGGUUCAACCCCCAUAAAUUCCAGUUUAAAAUACAUCAGGUAGCAGGUGCUGGGAAAGACUCCAUGCCUGAGGUCCCGGAGAGCCUGGUGUCCAUCAGAAUAGUCGAAAACCCCUCUGACCUGGUAUAAGCAGUUACUUACGUUCUUAUCUACAAAACAUUCAAAUUUAACCAAUGCUUAAACUCAUCAUGUAGUGUACAUUCCUUGACCUUCUUUGAACAAGUUCUGAAUCUAGAACUAAAACAACAACAAAAGAAACCACUGCUGUCAUUCUUUGCUCUUAGAUAGGCUUUCAUUAGUAUUUGUCUGAAUUUACUGUGAUGUUGCUGCUGUUUUUAAAGCCAAUUUACACUCUGCUUUUCUUUGAAUUUUAGUGCAGCUUUGGUGUUACCUGCUUGAUAUCAGUUGUCAAGCUGUCGUAGGGAAUUCUCAAGCUCCUUGUUAGCUUAGGAGAGGGGUGGGAAACCUGUGGCCUUCCAAAUGUUGUUGGACACUAACAGUAAUAUCGGCCCCAGCCAGCAUUGGCUCCAGCCAGCAUAGCCUAUGGUCCGGGAUGUUGGAAGUUGUAUUCCAGCAACAUCUGGAGCGCCACAGGUUCUCCAAACCUGGCUUAGAAGUCUCAUAAGAUAGGAGAUGUGGGGACCAUUACUCUAAUCCAGUGAGGGUGAUGAACAUCCAGGAGUGCAGUUUUUAUCCUUGGCUUCAUUCUCUUUUGCCAGAUUGCUAUAUCCAUCACCUGAGGCUGGGUGUUCAGUGCCCGUUGUUGGGUUGCAAUUCUGUAUACAGUGGCUAUCAGGAUUCCUUUGUGACUAUGUAAGCCACUGCACUGAAGAUGAAAGCAUGGAUGGAUACCUUGCUUUUAAGCAAGUGCCCUGAAGGUAAAAGGGCUGAUGGGCGCAGCCCACUAACCUUCCACAAUUUUGAGCUAAUAUGUUGGAAGCCCUCGGCCUUGUGAGGUUUAGAGCAGCUGGCUCCCUUUGUCUCCCCUGUCUUCAUCCCUAGGGUAAGUGUGACUGGUGCCAGUGCCCUUCUUCCCCAGCCAAAACUGUCAAUGUUGUCAGACGCUACCAUUGUUCUGGUGCAUGCACACCUUAAUCUGUUGCUGCACUUGAGGAUCUUUUGAUCAGGGUUUUUGUGUUCCAGUGAUAUCCCACAGAAAUGAGAGAAUGCACUAUUUAGAUGAAUGAAUGCAUAGUACCCUUCAUAAGCCUCUAAUGGUAAGUGUAAUACAGAAACCCUAAUUAAAUAAAUGCCUAAUCUUUAUUUCUUUGUUCUAGAGCUUGCCCACCUUGAAUAACAACACUAGCUCAGAUUGGAAGCUGCCAAGCGACUCACUGCGUCUCUUCUCCAAAAAAUUUCAAAUGGACAUAGGUAAGAAGCUUGUUGUUUAUGUUUGUUCUUUUUUUAUUACAGUAGACUCAUACAGUAUUGUUGUAGUUUCUAAAACACUUCUAGGUCCGUCCCCCCCCCCCCAUUUCUUCUUUCUUUAACGUUGCAGCCUCAAUUUUUUUGUUCUGCUUUGGGCUUUUUCAUAUAACUCUAAAAGAAUUGUGUAAACUGCACCCAUGUAAUCUUCCUUAAUCUAGGCAGAGGAAUACGAAGGAAUGCUUGUGUGAUUUGGCUGUAGCCUUUUUGGUAUUGAUGGAUCGAAGUGAUAUUUAGGGCAUGUGUUCUUUGGCUUCAAACUGGUAUAAGAAAAUGAAUGUCAUAUAAACAGAUAGGUUGUAUUUUUUUGAAUAACAUGUUUGUGUUUUAUUCGUCUAUGUGCCUUUCCAUUGAUUGUCUCUGAGGCAGCUCACAUAAGGACAAUUUAUAAGCAUCAAAUGCUCUCUGUCUUAUAUCCCUUUGAGACUGUUUACUAGUUAGCUCUCAUGGUUUGUGUUCAGUAUUUAUUUUUCAAUUUUACAUAAGCAACUCAUGGAUCUGGGAAUUAAAAUAAAGCACUUCCCAUUGCCCCUUAGCAGUCAGCUGUAAGGCCCAAGGAUUUGUAAGCUUUCUGUCACAAUUUUAUUCCACCCUUCUUUCAAGGAACUCUCAAGAAUAUGGGAUUAUUUGGUUGUUUUCAGGUUAAGUGGAAACAUAUAGGAUUCAUUACUGAGUGAGAAUUGAAUUUGGGAUUCCUAUUUUCAACCCAUUGCUUUUAUCAAUGUGACAUCAGUUGAGGCUGUGACAUACAAGUCUCUUGUGCCUAGAAACCAGGCAAGCCUCCCUGGAGGGAAAAUCCACAACUGUGACACCACAGCCCCCGAAAAGCCCUCUCUUGGCUCAGUUCCCGCCUCAUCUCAUCUGAUAGGGGUUUCUGGGAGAGGGCCUCAGAUAGGUUGAUGUGGAUGAAAACAGUCCCUUGGAUCCCAAACUGUGUAGGGCUUUAAAGGCUGGCACAAACACUUUGAAGGGUGCUCAGAAAUGGGUUGGAUGCCAGUGAAGCUUUAUUUUGGUUAUAUAACUUCCCAAUGAUUAAAGUCUAUUGGGUGCAUUCUGAACUACCGUAUUUUUCCGUGUAUAAGACUAGGUUUCCCCCCUAAAAAAUAAUGUCAAAAAUUAGGGGGUGUCUUAUACACAGAUACAUCUCCCCUCAUUUUCUUAAAUCUGAGUCCCCCAAAAUAGGGGGUGUCUUAUACAUUGGGGCAUCUUAUAGACGGAAAAAUAUGGUAACUUAAGCUUUUGAGCAGCCUUCAAGGGUAGGCAUACAUACAAUGCAUUGCAGCCGUCUGUUCUGUUAAUUUGUUAAUUAUUGGUGAAUAAUAAUAAUAAUAAUAAUUUAUUAUUUAUACCCCGCCCAUCUGGCUGAGUUUCCCCAGCCACUCUGGGCGGCUCCCAAUCAACAGUACAGCGUUACAUAUUAAAAACUUCCCUGAACAGGGCUGCCUUCAGAUGUCUUCUGAAUGUCAGGUAAUUGUUUAUCUCUUUGACAUCUGAUGGGAGGGCGUUCCACAGGGCGGGCGCCACUACCGAGAAGGCCCUCUGUCUGGUGCCCUGUAGCCUCACUUCUCACAAUGAGGGAACCGCCAGAAGGCCCUCGGCACUGGAUCUCAGUGUCCGGGCUGAACGAUGGGGGUGGAGACGCUCCUUCAGGAUAUGAACAACUGUGUCCAGCCAUCUCUGUGGAGGAGGGAUGACAGCUGGCAUAUCAGGCUGAACUGGUGAAAUGGUGCUUUGUGCCAUUGAUGCCAUUUGUGUUUCUGGCAGCAAAACUAGAUUAAGGAGUAACUUCCAACUGAGGAGCUGAUGCUUUUGGUUUGGGGGUUACAGUUCCAUUCAGAACAGUUUGAACACCAUCUUCCUUAUAGAACUCAUAAUUACAAAUUUCACUGGGCAGUUUGCACCACUGUCUUAGUUGUCCUAUUAAUAAUGGUGUAGGUCUGUUGGCUGUCACAAAAAAGCAGCACCCUCAAGUUAUUCCAUGUGCAGAAUCUUCACAUUCUAGACAUUUUAUUGGUAUGUUUCUGCACCUUAUCUGUCUGCAUAUUGGCUAGUAUUGCUCCUUUCCUGGCACUCAUUCAUCCUGGGACUAUAAAUGCACAAACCUUUUUUAUCUGUUAAGAACUAAAAAUAGCAUACUUGUAGUUUGGACUGUAAUUAUGCUGUAAUUUUUCAAUUGCUCGCCUGGGAUAAGAUUUAUUUUUAUAGUAUAUAAUCUGUCUUCCUUUAAUUAAAAAAAAAAGUUCACAAUGUUGCACUCAUUUCACUGCUGGUAGUAGAAUACAAUCGCUGAAUAGGCCUUGAACCCAAAUCAUUUUUUUGCUGUGUGUAACAUAGCCUUGGACAAAGCCCUUCAUGUGUCUCUUUGGACCGCCCCCCGCCCCAUGCUUAUGUGUCAGUCUUAGGAGUUUCUAGUUAUAUAACAGUAAUUCUCAGUGUUUGGAUUGUUUGUCAAUGAGUCCUUGGAUGCUAACAAAUACUAGCAAACUUUUCACUUGUCUUUCCCACAACUGCAAAAGCUUAUUUUAGUACCUGCAAUCUUUCCUUCCCCAAAGUUACACAUGGGUACAGUGGUACCUCGGGUUAAGAAGUUAAUCCAUUCCAGAGGUCUGUUCUUAACCCGAAACUGUUCUUAACCUGAAGCACCACUUUAGCUAAUGGGGCCUCCUGCUGCCUCUGCACGAUUUUGGUUCUCAUCCUGAAGCAAAGUUCUUAACCUGAGGUAAUAUUUCUAGGUUAGCCGAAUCUAACCUGAAGCGUCUGUAACCUGAAGCGUAUGCAACCCGAGGUACCACUGUAAUGGAUUUCAAUUGCUUUUAAAGGGGCAGGCAAAUUUUCUCCAGAUUGUGUUAUCAGAAGAGGCAAUGAAGGGCACACAGGUUGCAAAUAAUGGCUUUUGGAUUUGAAUGUCACCCACCCCUUUUAGGUACAGGUUUUAUAGCUGAUAAUAUAGAAAGAAAUAUUAUUACGUAAACAAACUUUAACAUUACUUUUCAAAGAGGAAAGUGAAAAAGCAUACUAAUAGAAGCUGGCAGAGCGAUCCCAUGCAAACCUGAAUAAAAAAAUUGUGCUGGGAUUGCAUGCUGCUUUACAAAAGACACAGUGCACAGAAGUCAUAAACUUGCAUGUGUAAUUUUGGGGGGGAUGUGUGUGUGAAUACUAUACUAGAAUUUACGUUUCACGCAAGGCAAGUUUGUCAAAUUCCCACGCAGAUUCUGCUGCAAAAUCAAUUUCUCUUCAAAUAUCCCGUUCAUCAUCCUCUGCUCCCCCCCCCCACUGAAUUAAAAAUGAACAGGGUUCACAUCACAGUACCCUUCAGAUGGGGAGAGGGCGGGGGAUCCUUGCUAUGAGAUGAGAUGGCCAGCAGGUGGUGUGUCUAUUUGUUUUUACUUGCUUAAACCAAUAAGCAUUUGGCAGCCUUAGGGUUGACGCCAUGGUUCACUGCAUGUAAGAGUCCUCCUGGACUUGCAUUGCUGCCCCUUAGCUGCUGGUAUCCAGUAGCAUGCUGCCUGCAAGUCCAUGCAGGCAUCAGGCAUCAUUAGUAGCCCUCUUCCAUGAAUUUUGCUCUUUUAAAGAUAUCUGCAUUAGUGGCUAUCACUCCAUGCAUUAUGGACUGUGUUGUUUCUUGUGUGAUUAUCAAUAGUCUAUUUGCAUGAAAAGCCAACUAUAUGGCCCCUUAAGAUUUUCUGGGCAUUCUUUCAGAUUUCUGUGCACCACUAUAAGAUCUUAUUUGCAGUCUACAUUGAGAUGAAAAUAUGUUUGAAGAAAUAUGAGGCUAAGGCCCAAACUACAUGUUACAUAUAGUUGUGUGUAAGUUAAAAAUAAUAACUAAUAGCAGUAAUGGAAAACAGCUGAAGGGGAAAGAGUGGAGAAUGCAGCCGAAGCAGAAAGAGUUAACUUAGUUAAGUACACCCUCAUACUUGCUGGUACUCUGCUCAACACUGCAGCCUCCAGCAGCCACUUUUGGUUAAAAAAACAAAUAACAAGGGGGGGAGGAACUGUGUUCAUUUUAAACGCCACCACCACACUUUCCAAUAAACCUUUGCAGUAGCAGAUAGGAUAAUUGAGCAGUUUAGACCCCAGUGUGUUGCAUAUACCGAACAAGCAUAGUGCCAAGAAAAUACAUGCAGAGCCAAAUAGCUUAAGCUGACUUGUUCAAUGAGCCAAACCACAUGCUACAGGGGAAAGCAAAAAGAAAAGCAAAAUCCCUUCAAGGUCCCUAACCUAUCUGACCUUGGGGAAAGUAAGUCUUUCUUGAUUGGAUAUGGCAGUCAUUCAGACCCCAGAGGAAGGAAGGAAAAACAUUUAAAACUCACGCAAAGGGGAAACUCCAGUGUUCCACAACUAAGGCCAUAUCCUGUAAGGCUAUUGAUCAGAAGUAAUCAGCCGUGUAUGAUCAUGGCCAGAUGAGCCGAAAGAAUAUGCAGAUAUACACUUGACAAUCUAUUGGAGCCUGGUGGUGGUGGUUGUUACUUUUAUGCUUUUGAGUUUCUCAGGAUUUGAACAGGAAUCUCUAGUACUGUAAUGCCGUUUACAGCUUGGGAACUUUGGAGAUGAUUAGUAACAGUUUUAGUAGUAAAGAUGUAGCCCAUUGAGUCUCUUAGCUUGAUACUAUUUGCAUUACUGAAGCUAAAGACGAGGAGAUGAAUAAGUAAACUAACUUCUCAUGUUGGUAAGUGAUUAAGCAUAAAAAGGAAAACAAAUUAUAUUGCAAAAUGAACUUGUUCAAACUGGUUUUAGCGUGGCAUGCAAUUUUCAGUGAGUGACUAAUGCAUUUUGUAAGGAUUUGUUCAAUCUUUUGCAAAACGUUGACAGCUUAUAUGAAGCUAAAUAGAUGUUUGUAGAGGGCCUGGGGUACAUCUAUACUGGAUCAGGCACACAGGAGGGUUGGUGGGUUCUAGCCAUUGUCUUGUGAGAGCUACAAUCCAGUGCACACUUACCUGAAAGUAAACCCCACUGAACUCUGUGGAAUUUAAUUCUGAGUAAGCACAGUUGGGAUCUGCACACUUCUUGAAGGGUGGGUUGGCAAAAGCAUAUAGAAACUCGUUAUGGUGAAUGAAGUCACAUGCUUUUCAGGCAUUAGGGCUGAAAGGACUUCCUUACUAUGUUUGGAAGUUAUGUAUGUGUGUAUAAUAUAGUUUUUCAGAACUUUUUCAGAAUUCUGGUCAACUUACCACUGAUAAACUGCAAAAUAUGCAGGUGCUUUGGGUGCAUUUAUUCAUGAAGAGUGGCAGCCCUCUUUUUACUGAGUGGAGGAAUAAAACUCCUGGGAUUCUUUUCUCCUUGGAAGGCAUUGAGUAUAAUAUAAUCAGUUUAACUUCCUCAGAGUUAUCGGUACUGCUAGAAAAGGAGCUUGCAAUUGGAAGCGGGUGCAUUCUGGCUGUGCCUGUGAGUCAUGUGACUGCAGGGUCUAAAUUGUCAGUUCACUAGUUGGAUCAACCAGUCACUCGCUGAAGGCACAGACCCUGGGAGCUAGGAUCUCCUCUAGCCUAGGUGCUGUGAGCAAACAAGUACUACAGGUAAAUAUUCUGUAUCAUUUUUGCCUUGCUGAUUUAAUAUUUAGAUUAGUUUCCUGCCUUUCUAAAUGCUUUAAAGUUUAGCAAAAACUCAGCUGACUUUUCUUGUUAGUGUGCUCAGGUUUUUGGUCUCUGGCAAAAAGCAGUAAUCCUUAUAAGACAUUUUUAAAAGUAAAGCACCACUAAUCAUUUGUAAUUUAAUAGCUUUAGCAAUUAAUUUUACCCUUUCUCUCCAUAUGGAUGUUAAUUAACUUGUCUUUUUGAAAAUCCUUGAUAUAAUAAUUAGGUAUAAACACUUCUCUUUUUUUAAAAAAAGGGGAAAAAACCUCUGCUUCUUUUGAUCAGGCAGGACAACUUGUUUCUGUAAAAUGAACUGUAGGAUGAUAAAUCUCUUGUCAGCAAAGAUGUGCAGUAUCCUGAGAGCUGUGAUAAAGCACAAAGUUUUUAACACUUUAGUUAGCUUGUUAUGGUCUUUUCUGAGUUGAUUUUCUAGGGGAAAGUAAACCUUUUGUGUAGUUAAAUUAAGAAGUCAGCUCUUUACUACCAAUUUGAAGUAAUUUUUAAGGCUUUUCGAAGCAAGAAAAUGUUACUUGCAUGUCAUGCCAGAUCCAGUUUAUGUGAGCCCAGUAUGAGGGGGAAUGCUGAAAGUGAGCUGACGCUCUUCUAAGAAAUUCCCAACAGAUGUGAAGCACUUGCCUUUAUAAGUAGGUCAGAAAUCUUAUGCAUGUGUUUUGGGAGAGUGGCUGGAUUUUGCAGGUUCUGAGCCAACAGUAUACAGAAUUACACGUGUCUUCAGCUGUGAGUGUUCUGCUGGCUUCAGUGAGGAUUCCCCCCCUUUCCCCAAAUAUUGUCCAUUAGAGGGCAAGGCUUUUGGAUGCACUGUUUCCCCAAAUAUUGUCCAUUAGAGGGCAAGGCUUUUGGACGCACUGUUUUAACACUUCUAAAAGAGUGUUUCUCACACACUUAAUUCAAUAGAACUUACUAAUGGGAAUCUUGUAUAUUAGAAUAGGCAAAUCAGAUUUUAUUAUGACAAUUUCAGUAUUUAUGCAUUGUUAAAACUGAUCUGUGCAUAAUAAUUUAAAGCUUGUAAUGAUGGCUUUUUUGCAGGAAGUUUGGAGCUAUGUGCAUAGUCUAAACAUAAAGCUGUAGAUGAUACAUGUGAAUGAUAAAAUGUUUUGAAUAAAGAAAGUAAUUCCACUGCAGAGCUUGGAUAACUCAGUUGGUUGAGAUUAAGACUCUUAAUCUCAGGGUUGUAGGUUUGAGCCCCACAUUGGGCAAAAUAUUCCUGCAUUUCAGGGGGUUGGACUAGAUGGCCCUCCUGGUCCCUUCCAACUCAAUGACAACAUACAUCGAUGACUGUCCCUGUAGUAUUCUAUAUUGCACUUUAGAGGUUGCCUUUAAGUCUGAAAUAGUAUCGAGCACAACUAUCAAAGCUUUAUGUUCAUAGGCAUAAUUACGGUAAAGUUUGCUGCUGGACAAGAGGAGAGCUGGAGGUUUGGUUUAGAUGGACACCAGUUGGAUUUGUUAUACAGUUCCUAGAUUUCCAGUGCACUUUAUAAACAGUAAUAUUUUUUAUUAAUGCUGCUGUACACAAUGCUAUUCACAAAUCCGGCUUUGUAUAGAACUAAUUCCUCUCCUAGAGGACUUGCAAUCUAAAGGCCUUUUCACACAUGAUGACUUUUCUGUGCAUAUACAGUGGUACCUCAGGUUACAUACGCUUCAGGUUACAUACGCUUCAGGUUACGGACUCCGCUAACCCAGAAAUAGUGCUUCAGGUUAAGAACUUUGCUUCAGGAUGAGAACAGAAAUUGUGCUAUGGCGGUGCGGCAGCAGCAGGAGGCCCCAUUAGCUAAAGUGGUGCUUCAGGUUAAGAACAGUUUCAGGUUAAGUACGGACCUCCGGAACGAAUUAAGUUCUUAACCCGAGGUACCACUGUAUCAUGUUAGCAUUGUGGGAUGGGAACAUGUAUGUGUGACAAAUACAUGUAUACCUGUUUUGCUCUAAAAGUGUGUGUGGGGGGGGGAAACAGUUUUUGAUUGAAUUUUCCAAGGAUUGCUGAGAGAGUUAAUCAGCAGCAGACAGCUUAGAGGGUGAGGUGCUGUCAUGAUUCAGGAAAAAAUUGCAGAAGUGAUAUGUGUGUGCGUGUGGAGUGGUAUGGAUGAUGUGAUUGCACUGAUGGCUUGGAUAGAACAGAAGAGACUGUUCCAGGUGCAGCAAGAAUAACAAUAGAAGAUACAAAGGUGAAAAUGAGUAGGCAACUCAGGUGGCUAUUGGGUAAGGGGCUGAGAGCCUUGAAUGUUAGAUACAGUGGUACCUCUGGUUACGUACUUAAUUCGUUCUGGAGGUCCAUUCUUAACCUGAAACUGUUCUUAACCUGAAGCACCACUUUAGCUAAUGGGGCCUCCCACUGCUGCCACACUGCCGCAGCAUGAUUUCUCUUCUCAUCCUGAAGCAAAGUUCUUAACCCGAGGUACUAUUUCUGGGUUAGCGGAGUCUGUAACCUGAAGCGUAUGUAACCCGUGGUACCACUGUACAACACACAAAAACAAACACACAACAACCUUUCAACCUGAAGCAGAUGCAGAAAGUAAAGGGUGUCAUUCAACAAAUAAGGGAUACCAUGAAAGCAGUAAGAGACAAAAAUAGAAUUAUCCUUCCCCUCCCUUGGAUAGUAGGCCAGGUUGUUAACAAAUCCUUUCUAAUGGCUCAAAUCCUCUUGGAGAUCCCACUACUCAGGGAAAGGAACCCUAUCUCCAUGCCUUGCAGGACACUGUGCUUACCCAGCCAAGAUUUACAUGUGUAGCUGACUUGCCUAAGUCAUACACUUUAAGCGCUUGUCUGGAGACAGACAAGAGUUGAAAAUCGUUUGAUGAUGGCUUUGUUUUCCAUAAUGUACAGUACACUACUUUUUUGUCGCACUGCCAUGGCUUAGACAGACAGGGUUUACAGUAUAUGCUUUGAAAUCAUGCAAAACCCUGACUAUCAGGGUAGAGUUGAUUGGAGCAGCCUGCCUUUAAAUCCUAUCUGAAGAGUUUGGAGAUGUGACACUUUUUAAGAUGAAAAGGGAUGCCAUGAGUUAGCUGAAACAUUCCACUUUCCAUAGUGUGCCUCCCUAUAGCCCAUCAUCUCUCAAAGUCAGUUUCCUUCCCAGCUGCGCUGUGAUACUGGAAUGGAGCCUUGCUGGGAGAAAAGUUCCUUGAAGGGAUGAGCUGGGUAAACUAAGUUAUGGGACCAUGGAACAGUUCAACUACUCUUACAUAAAUAUUCAUUUUCCUCUUAAAGUUGGACCUCCACUACAAUAGAGUGGAGUGUGUGUUUGUGUGUGUAUGUGCAUGCACGCACGCGCGCACGCACACACACACACAUGGGGCUACUGCCUCUGCUCACGAAGCCCACCAAUGAACCAACCACUCUUUCCCCACACCUGACCAAAUCCCCCUCCCUUUAUACCUCAUCCACCCCCUCAGUUAUUCCCUCAUAGCUCACCCAAACCUUGAGAGCCAGUGUGGUGUAGUGGUUAAGAGCGGUAGUCUCGUAAUCUGGGGAACCGGGUUCGCGUCUCCGCUCCUCCACAUGCAGCUGCUGGGUGACCUUGGGCCAGUCACACUUCUUUGAAGUCUCUCAGCCCCACUCACCUCACAGAGUGUUUGUUGUGGGGGAGGAAGGGAAAGGAGAAUGUUAGCCGCUUUGAGACUUCUUAAAGGGAGUGAAAGGCGGGAUAUCAAAUCCAAACUCCUCUUCUUCUUCUUCCCCUCCCCUCAUAGCUCACCCAAACCCGCUCCCCUCACAGCUUGUCUUGGAGUCACUUCAGAGAGUGAUUUGGCCUGUUGGUGGUCUUGUGAACUGCAGCAUGACUACAGUCUUGCAGUUUUAUUAAAUAGGUGUGUGUGUGUGUGUGUGUGUGUGUGUGUGUGUGAAGUCCUGAAUUUAACAAAUGGGUCUGCCACUGUCCAUUUGAGCCUUGGAGGCAAACACAGGAUACGGGUUCCACAGUGAGCAUUGAUCUCUCUUUCAAAUGGUUGAGUGCUCUCUGAAACACUCUCUAGUCUUACAUUUUCCACUGUUUAGUCAGUGGUCCCUGAUGAAAUGUUUCUGUGCCGUUUUCUGGCCCCUCCCCCUCAACCAUUUCCCGUCCUUCACUGCCUUUUCCCAUUCUGAGCAUGCAUGAAUUUGUUAAAAAAAUAAAUCACAGGAGAUGAACAAGAUUAGAUAUCACAAGCCUCUAAUAAUCAUGUUUCACAAUGGGCAAUAUGCAGGCUUGUGCUUUUGAGGGUGGGAGGAGCAGUUUCCAUUGGGAGCCUUUUUAACAAUAGAGGUCUUAUUCAAGACUAAUAUUCAGCUAUUCCAAAAUUCUGUUAGAGGUCUUAUGUAAAAGCUCUGUAUUUAUUUAUUAACGCACACAGUCCUGAGUUAGUUUCCAAGGUAGUUUCACCACAUAUGUUGAAAGAUCAUGCAAGAUGAGCUCCUGAAAUUCCAGCAUUCCUUCAGCAUGCAGCAAUAGGUGGAAAUGGUCAUGCUCAUAUCGUUUAGACUGACAGAAACGAAAUGACUAGGUUGUGGUCUGAUGAGAAGCAAAAAACAGUAAGGGUAUGAUGAUUGACACCACCCACCAAAACAUUUACUGUGCACAUGACAAACUGCUCACCCCAAAAAUGUGCUAACAAGCUUUCACACCAGUGGUGAUUGUUGGAGUAUAACAAGUUGUUUUUCCUUAAUGCAUUUUCCUUGAUAAGAGGAAAUCCAGAUUAAAUGUAGCAAAAGAAGUAUGAGCAGGCAUUUUGAUGGCAGCAGUGGCCUAUGGGAGGUACAGAAAGCUUGUGUGCAUGAGCAGUAUGCCUCUGUUUGGAAGGACCAGUUAUCAAAUUUCCCUAGCAGAUUUCCCAUCAGUUCUGUUAGAAACCCUUUCCCCGAGAAUUCCUGCAGAUACGGUGCUCUAUAAGUGAGACAGGUGAAUUUCACUUAUGCAUUCAGCUUCAAGGUUUGUCUCAAAAUAUGGAUAUAGCAAAAUGAACAAUAAAAGAUUUCAACAGUCGUGUCAAUAUUCAACCUGUGAGGAAUUAUAUUGGUGCUGUACUCUCCCAGAAACUGCUGCUUUGUUCACUAUAAUAUAUAAGAGACUAGCAGUAAACUUGACUAAAAUUAAUCACCAACAUCCAGCAGUUUGUUGAUUUCCCCAAAUACCCUUUUCAGCCUUGAUCUUCCAUUCCAGCGUAGCAAUAAAUUAUUUGACUAUUUUAUUUAGGAAUUCAAAUAAUCACAGCUUGUGUGUUGAGUGAAGAGGAGUGGGGGAAACCCUCAAUGCAAUGUCUGUCUGCAGGUCCACUGCAUGAACCAGCACGUUUAGAGACUCAUCUCACUUUCAUACUGUUGACUGAGAGACAGGCAAUGUGCAUGCAGUAAAUAUAACAGCCCUCAUAAACUGUGAAUCUGUAUUUAGAACUGUUGGAAUGAAUUGACGGUCUUGGCACUGCCAUGCUACAUGGUCUUGCUGUCAAUUUAUGGAGCCUUUUCCUCGUUUUACAGGCCUUGGCAUCCACUUUCUUGUUACUUUUAUUUAUAACAGAAGAUCUUUCAUGUUGUGCCUUGAGCAGGAGGGGGAUAAAAGCAUUGCAUCAUUACCUACUUUGGAAAUGGCUUUUAAAUAUGUUUUUAAUGACCUGGUUCUAUCUGUACCUGUUGGUUUUACUGGGAGUGCUUCCUUUCCCUUCUAACUUGUUUGCCUAGAGAUAAGCUAUAAUGUUUGAUGCAGCCAUUUGAAACCAAUCAAACUUAAAUAUUCUGCCGCUUUUCUGUCCCAAUUGCCUGUGAAGUUUUGCUCCCCAAAGGUUUUGUGUAUGCCUUCUGUGACACAGCUGUUCUUUUCCCUCCCAAUUGUGUAACAAGACCACAUUCUUCAUCUGGAUUGAUUUACCAACAACUUACAACUUCUUGGUUUCACUAGACAUGAAUUGAGACCAGUGGGAAUGACUUGCUUUUCAACUCUUUUUGUAUUGUGUGCUAAAAGGUAAAAAAUGUAUUAAGAUUUAACCAACCUUGUUAGCUCUACACCAUAGCAUCACUGCAGCCCAGGGAAGCUAUAGGAACAACAUGAACAUAAUAAACAUAAUAAACUCCUGAACCCUGGAUGUCAAAGAAGAUGGAAACUCUUUAAAUAUGAGGGGUAACUGGGAACCAAAGUCUCUGAAAUAAGGAAUCCAUUGAGAACCACCACAGUUUUUGCUGAGAAAAGGAAUUUUAUUUCAAAGAGAACUAGAACUAUUUUUCUUCAGAUGGAGUUAUCUUCCAGAGAAUUAGCAUGCCUGUUUCUCUUGUUGCAUGAAGGCUAGUGGGAAACGUUAUCUGAAAUAAUAACAUCUUAUAUAAGCAAUAAUAGGCUCUAAGAGUAGAAAAGUACAAGAUUCAAGGUUCAGUACCUAGCUCUGUAGUAUAAAUAAAAUCUCCUGCAGAUACAAAUAGUCUUAGUUUUGUAGGUCCACCCUCUUCCUUUCAGCUGUACCUAUUUAGCACCGAUCUUCUCCCAUCUUUGGCUAUGCAUCAUCUUCAGAAAAUCAUAUAGAAUGCCUCUAUGCAUCUUGAGUCUGUCCCAUGUACUAAAGAGGAGGGCUUUACUCCAGGGCAUAUAGUGGGGUUCGUAUAUAGGCUGCAGCCCUGUCACAUCUCUAUUUAGAAAUUAAACUCUGUCCACAUCUUUCACAGUGUUCUGAGAGUGUGGUUUUUAAAUAUUUUAAUUUUAAAGCUAAUACUUAAGGUUGUUGUCAUUCUGUAGCUAACUGUUGUACAGACCUCUGUACUUGUUCAGUUUCACCGCUACUGGCAUUCCUUGUUACAAAGAUCUCUGGGAAGGAUCUAAACCAGAGACUUUGAAUAAGUGCUUUUCAUCAAAAGAAAAAAUGCCAGAGUAGAUGGGGAAAUGGUCUGACUCAGAAGAAGCAGCAUCUUGUCCCUGUAGAAAGUUUUAGGUUGAAGAAGGAGGUUCAUGGUUGUGAGCACUAUAAUGGUUUUGAGUAGCAAUUGGAGAUGGUUGCCACCAUUUUCAGAACAAUCGAAAUGUGUGUGGUGGGGUAGAAUUGUGAAGGGUGUUGAGUGGAGCAUCUGUGCACAUGUAGUUAGAGGCAGCUGAAAAGGUUCAGGAAAACUGAGAAAACUUGACCACUGGGUUGCCAGAGGUGUGAUUAACAUGCUCUAUAUUAAUUUGAAAAUAUAUUUCUUACAAAGUAUGUUAAAAGUUUAUGUGCAUGGGGUAGUUCCAGAAUGCAAAGUAGUGGGUGCAAACAAAUUAUUUAAUGCAAAUCUCUUAUAUGCUAGUUGGCAGCUUACAAAAUAUCUAGGAAUCGGUUGCGCCUCUACUUAUAUUAUUGUCUGAAUAGAUUGCAUUGAUGACUAGUUCAGAGAAAAUAUUUUCACAUGAAUACAGCCUCACAAAUUGCUUCAAGAGUCUGUUCUGUGAUUGCAAAAUGUUAUUUCACAAGAACUAUAGCUGUCAUUGAGGCUAAGCAUAACUCUCUUAGGCUACAGCUUUGUGGGCAAUAAUAUACUAUAUAGCCAAGCUGAAGAAACUCGCCUAAGAGAAUUUUCCUAAGAGAAUUUAGUUAUUCAAAAGUGCUUAUGACCUUCUUGAUAUUAGCUUUUAAGUGUGAAUAUUCAUUGGGUCGCUCCUCCCUCCUUAUCCCUUACUUCCUUUGUCAAUUAUGUCGCAAUUGUUUAAUUAUUUGGUUUAAUAGGAUGGAUCAAAAUAGCAUUGGUAUUGGAUAAAUUGCCACACCUAUUUUUCUGUGUUCACACAGAGGCAAGCGUUCUGAAUUGUGUGUAUGGGUUUUUGUUUGUUUCUUAUACUGUAUAAGUUAACAUGCCUGGAAUAGUGGAUACUAGUUUUCAUAGGAACAUGUGAAUUUGCCAUAUAUCGAGCCUGACCGUUGGUCCAUCUUAGACCUGGGUGAUCUAUCGAAACAUUGUCCAAAACCUGUUUGUAGGCCAGAUCAUGAUAACGAUUUCAUGAUUUUUGAUCUGGAAAUGUAUCUCGAAUCACGGCUCACUCCACUGGCAGCUGCCAGCACCAUGCAUUUCAUUCCUGGGUGUUGCCUCAGUUUGCGCCCUGCAAGGUCACACGAUGCUUGCCCACAUACUGUGUGUGCACAACAGGAGCUGAGAACCCUGCUUUGUAGCUGCCUGGCUGUUGCAGGGCCAAUGGAGGGGGCAGAUUACAACUAGGGCUGGGUGAUGUAUCUCAGCUGCUUCUUCCUCUCCACCUUAUUUCCUCCUUUCUCCUUAUUUCACACCUUGUGAUAUAUCAGUAUAUCACGAUAUUUAGCUGGUGAUAUAUCAUGAUGAAAACCAGAUAUCGCCCAGCCCUAGCAUCUAGUUUGAUGUUGUCUAUACUGAAUAGCAGUGGUUAUCAAAUAUUUCAUCCCAUCCUUACCUGCAGAUGCUGGGACUUGAGCAUAUGCUCUGCCAACGAGCUACAGCCCUUCAUCUUAGUCUAAGCUUCCAUGAAAUUCUAAAGGAAGCCUUAGAGCUGAAUUAAGUAUAGGUACUACUUCUAGCCAUGCUACAGUCAUGCUGAAUGGGGUGAGAGGUUGACGAUGUGGACUAUGCUUUCUACUAUAUAUAGCUGAAUGGUAAUCCCAGCUGUAGCUGGUAUUUGUGGUCUCUGCCCAUCUUGGAUUUGUUAAGGAGUAGAGAAGAUGUGAUUGUAAGUGCCGGCUUUAAUUGUGUCCUCUGUUUGCUGUAUUAAGCUGGAAUCCAAUACGGUGGUGCUACUUGCCAUGGUGCAGUGCCAUGGCGGUACAGUUAACAGUAUCAUGGUAUCAAUAUGGAAAUCAUGUUGACUAAGCGAAAAGCUGUGCUUUUGUGGGCAGAGGCAGGAAGCAGUUUCUAGAAAUAAUGGUUCCAGAUAAGAAGUGGAAACCAAAUCUAUUUCUUGCUAUUUCUAUGCAACAGUAAUUGGAACUCCUUAUUACCGCAUUUGUAUUGGGCUUCUAAAACAUUUACAUGGGUGACUUACUUUAAUGGCUAGAGCCGGUCUUGUUUAAUGUCAACAUAAUGACAUGGAAAACACACAUUAGUGAUAAACAGGUUUUAUUCUGAAAAUAGAUGUGCAAAUUUAAAUAUCUUCCUCCUUAAAAACAAACAAAAGAACCUCAGCUCUUUGGAAGAAAAUAUAUUUGCCAUUAGAUUUUGAGGGAGAAGGGGCAAUAGCACAACUCUGCUUAGCCUAAAGCAGGGGUCUGCAACCCGCGGCUCCGGAGCCGCAUGUGGCUCUUUUACACCUUUGCCGUGGCUCCGGGGCGGAUACUAGCGAGGGGAGGAGGCGCAUUGUGCGCCCCGACACUCCCCACUGUGGCAGGAGCUGUACUGGCUGUGACGUCGCAUGGGGGCGGUGCGUGCGUUAGUCACGCACGGUCCCGACGUCACCUUUCCGCCCGCCCGCCCGCCCGCUACAUUGUAAGGGGCAUGUACGCUGGUCACUGCAUUGAAAGGGGGCAUGUACGCUGGUCACUGUUUUGAAGGGGAGUGAAGAACACACACACACAAAAAGGUAACUUGUUAAUUUAACGUUUAUUUCUAUGAGGAGGAGUAAUUCUGAGGGGUCAAACAAAGAAAUAAUAAAAAAGUGACAAAAAAGUUAUUUUUAUAAUGAUGAGUUUUGCGGCUCCCAGUUUUUUUUCUUCGGAAACAGGUCCAAGUGGCUCUUUUUGUCUUAAAGGUUGCAGACCCCUGGCCUAAAGGAAACCAGUCUCUCUCUGUCUCUCUCUCUCUCUCUCUCUCUCUCCCACCCACCCACCCACCCACCUACCACUUCCAAUGCAUUAAGAGUGUGUGGAGGGAUGGACCUCAGUGUAAAAAACUAUGUACUUUACAGUACAACAGAACUUGUCCAGUUCCUGAUGUGUGCUGGUGGCUUUCUUGGAACAUUCAUCCUUUCAGUGCCUAACUCAGGGUUCUGCGUAGCUGUGUACUGGGUUAAGUGUAUGUGUUAGCUGGCUUAUUGGAUAAAACCCAUUAGGAAUAAAAUACUUAGAUAAAGCAGCCUCCACGGGUGCAAUGUCGUCAGGCCUGUUUUAUUAAAUAAAUGGAUGCAAUCUUAAAUGUACAUAGCACAGGCCCAGAGCAAACACAACACUGGUAAGGAAAGACACCAGCACAGAGCGUGCAGGAGGUCUGAGGUGAAGCAUGGUAAUGAGGGGAGGGGGAUGACAUAGAGAUUAGGAGCAGAUGACCUGAAUGAGGAACUUGUGUGCCUGGUUUCUGAGUUUCAACAUUUUUGUGUGUGCUUUCAUACUUUUCUUUGCAGCCACAGGGCCUGGAACUGUCCCCUUUCCCUCUUUGAUAAAUUGAAAGCUGGCUUUCUAUUGCCAAAUCUCAAACUUGCAUGGUAAAUCACAGGUGAAGCGUUAACUCCCAAGAUGCUUCCCAGGGUGCCAGUUGACUAGGCAAGUGAUGAUUACAGUAAGUUUGUGUGGGUACCUGUGGUCUCAGCCAUCCUCCUUCCUUUCUCAUUGUGUGAACUGAUGCAAUCUUGGUAGCCUUUCUCGGUGGAAUGAGAUGUUUGUUUAUGAACAUUUUAUUUUUUCUGCUUUAUAUGUGCACUGUGAUCACCUACUACUAAACUACUAACUGAAUCAGAAAUGUAACAACCAGCAAACUUCCUAAUCACAUUUCUUGAAUUAGUAACACAUGCCUAUCAGUGUGUAUGUAUCUGUAUCAUUAUCUAGGCUCAGAAACUAAAAAUAGACUGUUACUUUGCACCAUGUAUACCUUGGAACUAAAGACAGAAUGGAAGGCAGUACUACAUGUCUGUGUUUUUAGCAGGACAUAGUAUUCCCAGUAGCUACGCUGCUUUCUGUACUUGGCAGCUUUGCUAAAUUCUUCAUUUAAUAUAUAGUUACUACUAUGCAGUGUCUCUAGGCCAGCUUCACUACAUUCUGUAAGUAGAAACUCUUUAGUGAUAUUACAAACCAACAAAGUAAAAUGUAGAGUUGAUUCCCCCCCCAAGCCGCCAUCUGGAAACAUCCUAUGUAGAUAUUGUAUAUCAAAGUUUUCUACUCUUGUUUACUACCCUGCAUAAAGAUGCUUACGUGGAAGCCUUCCCUCCCCUCUGCAUAAGCAAGGCUUUUGUGCUCUCUUUUCUUGAAAGUGUGUACAAAACCAUAACUACAAGACAAAAUCCAGGAGAAUGCACAUUUUUCACCUGAGAUGUUGAUGAUGAAAAGUGGAAGCUGUGGCCAGUAAUCUUUGGAUAGUGUUGUUUUCCCUUGUGCAAUACAGCUGUUUUCAAAAAAAAAAAGGUGAAUUAAUGUCUGUUCAUGACAACAGACGUAUGAUGAGCAGUGGCAAAUACCGGGUCAAAGAUAUGUCCAGCAAUACAUGUUGGAUCUAGUGAUGUACUGAGAUAUUCAUAGAGGCUCUGAAGUCCUGAGGUGGCCCAUUUGAGGCAGCCACAGCAUAAAUGUUGACGUCCCCCAAUACUUCUCUAGCACUACAUCUGAGGCUACAUCCACCAGCACAGUUAAGGAAGUUGUAAUUCAGAUGGGUGAAAUGUACACUUUAAACAUCCCCGUUCUGCCUCUCUGUCCCAACACGACAAAUAAACCCAGAAAGAGUGUGGAUUGAUCUUCUGGUGAGGGAGAUUAAAUUUUUUUAAUGGAUGAUAGUUACCUUCCCUGCCCUGGUCCUUCUUACCUGGACUGGUGCUACACAGGUGGCCUUAUGCUAACCUUGGUUAGCACAGGGCCACCUAGCCCAUCGGCCCCCUCAUCUGUUAUCAGCUUGUGGAUAAUAGAUGUUCUAUUCUGGUUAAACCUGGCAUUUAGCAGCAGCACCAAACUAGAGAGUCGUCAAACCAACACCCCCAGAUUCUGAGAUUAAGUGGCUGAAACAAAAGAAGCAAGGACUGAUGUUACAAGCCCCACCAUACCUUUACCCACCUCCGUACCCCCCCCAGCCUGCUAUCAAAGGGAUUAUAGCCUGAUUCCCCUCAUCCCCCUGUCCUUGACCCAGGCACAUAAUUCCCUUAAACCACCUCUGAUCACAGUGAUAGAACACAGACAAAGUAGACAGACAUAACCAUCUCAACCAGAAACCACUCUAACACAUGGGGUGUUGCAUACCGAUUUUGGAAGUGGUGGAUCAAGUGUGCGCUCUUCAGAAUUUUGGUACAUCAGAAUCCUCAAGCAUACCUAAUACAGGUAUAUAGUGAACAUGACUUCUGGGAUUUUUGCCUUGGGCAGAUAGAUAAUUACUCAGAGUUUACCAGAAGGCACUAGUUAUCUGCUUGACCUUUGGCACGAUGCAGGUCAUAUCUUCUAUAAUCAUUCCAGCAUCAAAGGCUUUCAAGAGUGCUGAAGUAAACACCACGGUGGCAGAGUCCACCAGUCCCUUUAAGAGGAUUGAGUUGCAUGAUCCUGGCAGAGUCCCUGUUAAAUAGCACCCUGUAAUGUAAGUUUUGGAUUUAUUGGUUGUGCAGUUGAAACUCAGCAUUCCACAAUGAUUUGCAGUUUUAGCUAGCUAGUAAGCAAGAGGUUACAACUGCAGCUGGGGUUGGUUGAUGGCAAUGAUGGAAGAAUCCAGUGAAUGAUGCAACGUCCCUUAAACGAAGGAAUAUGCAUGCUGCGGUUCUGAAAGAGCCACGAACAAGCCGUCCACUUGUAACCUUGGCUGAAUAACUCUGGCCUAUCGUGCAGAGCUGAUGUAAGACAUACUGAGAUAUUAAUGUGAGGUGAUGGGAACACUUAAAAGUGCAGUAUAGUUUUGAAGUUACAGUCAUACCUCAGGUUGAAGUAGCUUCAGGUUAAGCAUUUUCGGAUUGCGCUCCACGGUGAGCCGGAAGUAACGGAGCGCUUUACUUCCGGGUUUCACCGCUCGCGCAUGUGCAGAUGCUCAAAAUGACGUCACGCGCAUGCGCGGAAGCGGUGAAUCGCAACCCGCACCCGUGCGGACGCAGGUUACAUUCGCUUCAGAAUGCGAACGGGGCUCCGGAACGGAUCCCAUUUGCAUCCAGAGGUACCACUGUAUUUUGUAAUUAUCCCAUUCAUGCUACUGAGUGAAAUGGCAAGAGCACAAAUCUAAGCCUCAUGCAUUCUUCCUGUGCGGGGCAUGGAAAGGUGGGGCUUGGUUCAAUGGGUCUCUGCAGGUAAGCAGUGCCUGCAAAGCACCUUGCACAGCACUUUUCAAAUGCCCAGCAGUCACAACUGAUUCUUGCUGCUUGCGAAACCCUGUGCUUGGUGCUUUCCUUUAUUUAUUUAUUUAUUUAUUUAAAUUUUCAUUUGAUUUUUUUUGUUGAGCUUGGUGUUUUCCAAGUGCCAAGCCCAGAGCUUUCAAAGCCACUGCCCAAGGAUCUUUGCAAGCUUCCUCUGGAAACGGGCAUUUGGCGGGGAGUGAGAGACAAUCUUGGAAGCAGAUUAAAUUACAAGCACUUUGAAUACAAACUGCUUCUCUGUAGAAGGGGAAAUGCUCCAGUUUUAGGAUUUUUUAUAUUUUAGUACCUGGGAUUCAGUGCCACAAGGCAGGAUGACAUUUUCUUAGAUAGCUUGGAGAAGUUAGUAUUAGUUGGAAUUGCUUUAGAUGUCCCUAGUGUAAUAGCUGCAACAUGAAAACAGUGUGAUAUUAAGCAAAGAGAAAGCCAACUGGAAUAAAGAUCCCCAAUGUAACAAAAUUAUUAUACAGUGUGCAUUUCAAACCUUUCAGUCUUACAAGUCAAACAAAAAAUUGCCCUGCCUUGCCUCUGCACAUGCACAUUCCACCCUAAAAUUUCUGUAAUCCCAAGCACUACAGCAUAAUAGGAGCCAGUAUGAACCGUGGUGCUAGUAUAAAAGUAAUAUUCAGGAUCUUGUAGCUAGAACCUGCUCAACAAGACACAGUUAAGACUGAAUAAACAGUUCCACUUUUUCGUAAUGUUAAAUUGAAUGCCACACAAACUGACUCUUGGGAUUCUCAUAAACCUAUAAUUUGACUGCAAUGGACAGCUUGAAACAGUUUGCUCUCAAAUUAGGACUGUAAAAGAACUACUUAUAGUGACACUGCUUCUGUUGAUUUGUUUAACUCUCCCAAACAAGUAGUGCCGCUGUGGUCCUCAACAGUUUUUUGAAAUAGGUGUAAAACAUUUUUAGCAAACCUGAACCACUUCAUAUUCCAUGGACUCUGGAACAAUUAUGGGGUCAGUAGUCGUAGUGUUUAAUCUCUCUCUCUCUCUCUCUCUCUCUCUCUCUCUCCCCUAACCCACAGGGUCUGAUUUACCCCUGUUAAAGUGAAUGAGAAACUGAAAUGAUCAAAUGCCUAAGCUAACUGAGGUCAAUUCUAUCCUAAGCCACUUCUCAAAAUAAAAUAGAGAAAAUAACAUAGCAUUUUAAUUGUAUCAUAAAUUAUAUUUGUGUUUGUUUAUACCACUUAAAGAGAACUGGAAUAGAUUUCUGUCUUCAUUGUUUUUUAAAGAAAAGGUACAUUCCUGUGUACAAAAAUAAAUAAAUUAAUUAUAAAGCACUGCAGUGGUCUGUUGCACUUCUGUAGUAAAUUUAAUUAAUUUGUGUGCAAAAGGAACAGCAAUUUUAGGUAUUCUUCAUUUUAGUUAUUGACUAGAAUUAUGAAACAUACCUUCAAAUUAACCACAGAGAGGGGUGCACAAAGGAAAAAUGGAAAGAAGGACUUCCUCCUCUCAGGGCAAUUUCCAACAAUGAACAUUAUCUGUCAUUGAAUUGUUAUGUCCAAUUGGUUAUUGUUUGUUUUGUUGAACCUGCUCUAGACACUAAUGUGCAAACAAAAUACUGGAAGUAGACAUUAAAUGCUGGUGCAUUAUCCCAUUGUUCCUUUUUAAAGCAUGAAAAGCGACUUCUGGAGGGGCAGCUAGGCAUAACUCACUUAUCCCAGAGCCCAGACUGCAUAUAUUAAUGUUGGAGAAAAUGUGUUAUUUCUUGUGGAAAAAUCUGUGAUUGCUUUUGUAAACAGCAUGUGGUUACAUGAGACUCAUGAGCACAUGAGCUGACGAUCAGUACUCCCUUAUUCCUCCCAUUGACUGCCACCACCAGCGCCACCCACUUUUAAUAUAUUUUUAGAUCUUUGUGUUUCCAAAUUUUAAAAGUGCCAUUGAGGAAAUGCUCUUCAUGGCUGUGUUUAGAGCUGCUAUGUUUUGCAGCUUUCUCACAGCUUCCUACAGUGCUGUCUUCCCUCUCCCUCUCUGCUGAAGCAGCAGGCAGCUUACUAAUAUGUUAGGAGAGGCCGCAGGACAGUUGCCCCUCUUCAACAAGGCUGCUGCCUUACCUCAUAAUGUGGAAGCUUGGUAUCAAGCCAUGGCGGACUGAUGGAAGUAGAAGAAGGGCCAUAGCUCAUUGGCACACCCUGUGCCUUGCAUGCAAAGGAUCACAGGUUCAAUCCUUCCUCAGCAUCUCAAGCAAGGGGAUAGGAAUUGUCCCCUUCAUGAAAACCUGGAACCGCUGUCUGUCUGUCUGUAGAAACAACAACCACUAAGCUAGAUGGGACGCGGGUGGCGCUGUGGGUUAAACCACAGAGCCUAGGACUUGCCAAUCAGAAGGUCAGCGGUUCGAAUCCCCGCAACAGGGUAAGCUCCCGUUGCUCAGUCCCUGCUCCUGCCCACUUAGCAGUUCAAAAGCACUUCAAGUGCAAGUAGAUAAAUAGGUACUGCUCCGUCAGGAAGGUAAACGGCGUUUCCGUGCGCUGCUCUGGUUCGCCAGAAGCGGCUUAGUCAUGCCGGCCACAUGACCCGGAAGCUAUCUGUGGACAAACGCCAGCUCCCUCGGCCAGUAAAGCAAGAUGAGCGCCGCAACCCCAGAGUCGUCCGCGACUGGACCUAAUGGUCAGGGGUCCCUUUACCUUUACUAAUGUAGAUGGACCAGUUGCCUGCCUCAGUAUAAGACAGUUUCUGGUAUUUCUAAAUACUGCCCAAAAUACUUCAGUGUGACAUUAACAGUGGGUGCUCAGUACUUCUACAAAAAAUGCAGCACAACAAAUUAGUAUUGGUAAUUGUGUGGGGAACAUCUCAAGCUGCAUAGGCAAAUUUACCUGUUGAUUUUCAGUGGAGGGAAGAAAGGAAGAAUGGGUGAAGGAACGUAUUAAUGGAGAGUCCGGAGUCCAGAAAGCAAUUUACAAAUAGUUCAUAAGUGGUGUUGCUAUAAAACAACUGUACAUUUACUGCACUAGUUUGCUGUUUCAUUGCAGCCCAGUUGUCACACUGAAAGCUGUUUAAUAAGCCUUUCACACGACAGCUGUGUUUAAGUUAAUAAGCUUCACAGUACAGGAAAAAUUCAGAAGUGGCGGGAAAGUGAUAUAAGUUUGUGUCUAUUCUUCUUGUUGUUGUUAUUUUUACUGAGACUGAAAAUUGAGAAAAGCUAAUAACCUGAAGGAAGGUCCUGAAUACUUUGGAACCAGGUUAUUGGAAGGAAUACCGUCUCCCACUUGAACCUGUCUGUGUUGUGCGUGUCAUCGGGGACCUUGUUUCAUUUCUCAUUGACUUCAGAGGCUCAUCUGAUGGGAAUGUGGGACAGACAUUUUAAAUUGUGGAGUCCAUAUUAUGUCACUUCCUCCCCUGGGAGGCCUGAUAGACUCCUUUCUUAAUGCCUUUUUGAUGAGGUGUAAAAGAGAAAGGCCAGGCCUUAAUGAAUCACAGCAAUUAAUAAAAAGCGGACCAAAGCAAGAAACAUUUUUAAAGUAUUUUUCUUAAAAAUUGCCAGGGAUGGGCAACAUGUAUGUCUUGGGGUGUGGAGCCACCACCCGAAGAACCCUGUUUCUGUUACCUAUCAACCUAAUAUAUAUAAGCAGGGCUUCGGUAGCUGAUUCUAAGGCAUGAGCAGGCUCAUUCAGGUGGUCCUUCAGAUAACAUGGUCCCUAACCAUGUAGAGUUUUAAGGGUCAAAACCAAUGCUAUAAAUCAGGCCCAGGAACAAAGCAAAGGGGACUUGCCUGUGCACACAUACUGAGCUAGAUGGGCCAUUGAUCUGAGUCAGUAUAAAACAGUUUCCUAUGUUCCUGUGAAAUGCGUAAUGUUGAUUCCGGUGUAUAACUUGACAAUGUAUGGUUUUUAAAAAGAAAAAGAAAGCAUUUCAAUUAAGGACCAAAAGAACCAGGCCUUUCCAAUGAGUAAAAUAUUUGUUUCCUGACUAGCUGAUAAUUUUUGCAGGAUUGCUACGUCAAAUACAUAUUUAUUUAGUCAUCAAAAGGGAAAUGAAUUGUGGAUGCUACAAUGAAAGGGGACAAUUAAUUCCCAUGCAGCCAUAGUAGGUGCCUGUUUGGGAAACCAUAUGAAAGCUGUAUUAGUCAUGGCUUAGUGAUAUUGUCAUAAUUGUGUGCUGGGAAAAUCCAUAUGCCUUUUGGUCUUUAGCAUUAAUAUAUGUAUCAUAGUGAAGUAUCAUGCCAUCCUGAUUGCAAUGCUUAUAAUUAGCCCAUGGUAUUUAUCUAAGUUGCAUCUAGACAGAAAUUAUAAUUACUGGCUGAGACUAUCCCUCCUCCUGCUUGGCCUUGCUGCCUUAGCUAUUAAGGACAGUUUCCAAACGACUGGAAACGUGCAAUGAUAAACAUAACAACAACUGUAGGCUUCAGAUCCUACUUAACAUGGGGUAUGAAUAAGCAAAAACACACACCAUCCAACAGUGUGUGGAAGAUAUAAAACUCCAAGCAGAUCUACCCAGGUCUCUGAAAAUUUUAAUCAGUGAAACUAGAAGACAUCUCCCAGAUGCCAUCAUAGCUGUCGACUUUUCCCAUUUCUUGCGAAGAAUCCUAUUCGGAAUAAGGGAAUUUCCCUUAAAAAAAGGGAAACGUUGCCAGCUAUGGAUGCCAUAUAUAACCAACCUUGAAAUUCCAAAACAGUGAAGGGCUUUCACUGCUGCCAGGCCAUCCCUUCAGCCAUCCAGGAAGGCUGCUUUCGGAAGACACCUAAUGCCCAUGCGGCUCUGGGCAACUGGAAACAACAGAACAUGUCUUUUUUCACUGCCAAUACUAUACAGAUACAGUGGUACCUCGGGAUGCGAACGGGAUCCAUUUUGGAGCCCCGUUCGCAUCCUGAACAGAACAUAAGAUGCGACAGUGUGUCUGUGCAUGCGCAGAUCGUGUUUCGUUGCUUCCACGAGCUCCGUUACUUCUGGGUUGCCGCGGAGCGUAACCCGAAAAUACUUAUCCUGAAGCAUAUUUAUCGUUAUAGAAACCUAUUAGCAGUGUGUGUGUGUGUGUGUGUGUGUUGGCAUGCAGCUAACCCAUUUGUUUGCUCCAAGUGUACGUAUCAUUCCACUCCCAUCACUCCUUUAAAGAUUUUCAUGGAAGAUGCUCUUGUUACCUAGGGUGGGGUUUUGGAGGCGGCCCAUGAGCUUCUCCAGUUUUAAUGCAAGGAUUAUAAACUAUCUAAAAUGCUUGUUCGUAAGAUAUUUCAGUAAGAGACUUGAACCCACAACCCUAAGAUUUAGAGUCUUACUCUCAACCAGAUUCACCUAUUACAGGAAAAGAAGCAGCAGGCCCUAUAGUAAAAUCAUUUGAAGGCUUUGUAGAUAGCUUUGACCUUGGUUGUGAAAACCUUCCCGUUAUCUUUAAUGCAAUCUGUUUUGACCAUGAUAGAGAACAAAAUUUUACCAGGACCAGUAUGGCCCAAGGGAAGGGUAAGUGACCUGGAGGUGCUAGAACCAGAACCAGAACUACCGUAGUUUUUGCUCUAUAACACGCACCCGACCAUAACACGCACAUAGUUUUUAGAGGAGGAAAACAAGAAAAAAAAUAUUCUAAACGAAACAGCGGAUGUAUGAUUUUUGUGGUUCAUGCUGUGGCCACAGACAUGUGAUCUGACGGUGAGUUUGGGGUAGCCCAAUGCAAAAAUCCUGAGGAUCCAUGUAGAUCCAUGCUUUGGAACGACGUUUUUGCACCACUGUGGCCCCAGGCAACAGUGGGUGCGUGAUUUUUUUGGUGCAAGCUGUAGCCAUGGACAUGCUAUGUGAUCUGAUGGUGAAUUUGGGAUGACCCAGUGCAAAAAUCCUGAGGAUCCAUGUGGAUCCGUGCUUGUAACCAGGCUCUCUGUCCCUCUCUUCUCCCCACUCAGUGGCUCUUCUCCCGCUUUGCUGUUUCAAAGCGAGCCACGGAGGAGGGAAGGAAGGGGAACCAUGGAUCCUCUGCUCACGACUGCAGCAGAUCCCCCGCCAUCCAUAGGCAUUCGCUCCAUAACACGCACAGACAUUUCCCCUUACUUUCUAGGAGGAAAAAAGUGAGUGUUAUGGAGCAAAAAAUACGGUACUUAUUAAAAGAAGUUGAUUAAUUGUGCCCUUCCUGGAAGAAGAGAAUAGUUGUGUUGUGAGAGUUGGACCUUUUAAAAAAAAACCUCCUUAAGCCAAAGCAACAUGCAUAAGGUGGUUUACAAAGAGUGCCUUCUGAUGUUAUCUGAAGUACAUUUCUACUACAUAAGUUCCCCUUCUGUUACUUUAAAGCAUUGCCAGUCAAAUGCAGAAGUCAACUGUGGUCCAAUUUAUGGCAUUUUGGGGAAUGUCUGAUUGUUCAGGGAAUGUCUGAUUACUGGACUCACCACAAGUGAGGCCCUGGUUCCUGAAAUUUUUAAGGACAGUGUACUAAUGAUCUGAAAGGCUCCUACUUUAAUGUAGUUCAUAUCAGCACCAAUUAAUCAAAGUUUCUGUGGUGCUCUACAUUGACCCAGCUCCUGGGUAGUGUGUUGACCCUAGAAUGGCAGGGCUGGAAUUUGAGAACUUAGGCCAAUAACUUUGGUUUUCUUGCAUCCAGUGAACCAGCUCAAAGUCCGUUAAUGGUUGCCAGGCUUUGCAAGUGCUAGCUUCAAAAGCAAAUUUAAAUAUAUCUGGUGGUGGUUGAGGAAACAUUGUGCUCAGUGGGACCUGAAGGUUACACCCUGUGUAUUUAAACAUUACUUGGUAUCAUAUUGCCCAGUAACUGAGAGAAAAUGUUCCUUAAUUCCAAAAUGAGAUAGGGCUUUGAUUUUGUGGAGCUGAAAGAGCUCAACAAUUGAGAACAGAUGCCCCAAUUCCUGAUGGAGGCAGUUUGUUUUGCAGUGUGUCUUUUGCAGAAAGAUAGUUUCCAUACAUUUAAUCAUAUCUUUCAGAAAAAAAGAUAUUUUUUUCCUGUUCAGAUUUACAACAUUUAUUUGGUGUGACCUUUGUGCUAUCCUUAAAAAGUAAUCAUUGAAUGUUUGUCCUAGGUCAGAGGUAUGAUGGAUCCAACUGAAAUAUGCUUAGAUUAGUAGUAGCCAUCUUGCCUCUCUUUUAUCAGGCUUCUUGGUUGUCUGUCGACACAAAUUGAUAGCAUGGUCAGGAGGGAUUAAAGUGAGUUGAAUUGAUACAUAGUAGUAUGUAUGUUGUACUGAAAAAUAGAGCAGAUUUCUAGAAUCUAGAUGAAGAAUAAGCAGGUGCUUUUUAGUGCCAUUGAAAGAUGGUGCUUUCCUUUGACUAACCUGCAAAACAAAAAAGGGGAGAGAGUACUCAUGAGAGAUGGUCAGUACACAAUGCAUUAAGUCCUUUGUUAUAAUACUUGUUUGAAUUUUGUGCUGCUUUUGGAAAGUAUUAUCAUCAAGAUGCAGGUAGAAGAAUGAAGACUACUCUGUCUUAUCAGUGGGUUGCAAUAAAGAUUUUAACUAAAAUUUGCAAAAACAUGGGUCCUGAAAGGUCUUCAGAUUCCUAGAUGCCAGUGUUUUAAAUAUUUGGGAUGAACUUGGUGAUAGUGAGUCUUGAGUGUAUGUGUAGACGCAAUAUGCACACACACAAGCACAUGCAUGCACACCACAUAUGUACAGCACAUACACAAAUACAAACAGCUACAGGAUGUUGCCUGAACAUUGUCAAAACCUGCUAGCGUAUUACCUUGCUGUAGCUUGGCAGCCAUGGAUAUUGUGAGAAACCUAAGUCAAAUUCAGAGCAGGCUAAAGUAGUAGCAUGGGUGAAAUGCCAUACAUUUUCUACCUUGCCUACAAAUCUUGAUUAAUUAGCAUUUGGGAUUCUUUAGUUGUGGUCCUUGCAUUGCAGGGAAUUGCACUAGAUGACCACUGGGGUUCCUUCCAACUCUACAAUUUUAUGAUUUUGUGGUUAUGUAAGGUAAAAUCGGGAAAACCCCUUAAAUGCCAGCCUUUACAGAGGCGUGCUGUACUGUUUCCUUAUCAUUACAAAAAUCCUAUUUAAAAAUAUUUAUCAGAUGAAUCGUGAUUCUGAGAGAUGCUUCAAUUCAUUGGCAUGAGUUUUCUUUUUAGCUGUUAAGUAGCAGUGAUCUGAAAUGGGAAAGUCUUUCUUCCCUUGCCCCCAUAGCAAAGACCCCCAUGUGUAAAUGCAGUUUCUUCUUGAAAAUUCUUCUAAAUUAUGUGGUAUGGUGCUGGGAAUAAUGUACCAUGUGGUUAGCAUUAUCUCUAAGUUCCUGAGAAGCUGUACUGAAAUGACACCUUCUGUUUAAUGAAUCCCAUUGGGUGUGGUGGAUUGUUUGCAGAGUGCCACGCCUCACUUUUUAAUGUAUGUUGCUUACGUCAAUAGAUGAGAGUUGAAAGCUAGAGUAAGUUUCCAAACUCAAAGCAGAGUGUGAGAUUUCCAAACUGCCUUGACAGCCGUUGGAUAUUAAAUCAAACUUAAAUAUUUUUGGGUUGCAGGUGGCUCAAUGUCGCAGUUUCAGAACUCGUGGGAAUUAUACCAGCAGAGUAUACAAAAUGACCUGGAUAUUGGUAAAGUAUAUCACUCCUUUUCAAACUGUUUAUUCGAUUUUAAUAAGUUUGUCUCUUUCCCUCGGUCAGCGAAAGGAGAAUUGUGUGUUAUUAAAAUUAUGUCAUCUUGGCUUUUAAAAAAAUCUGAAGAAAACAAAAUAAAAAAUAAUGUGCUCCUUGAGGCUUGUCUGAACUAUCCACUUCUCACAUGCAUUUUGUCUUGUUUCUCUGCAGAUUAUGUUGGGUUGGUAUCUGAUUAAAAAGUAGUGGCAUUUCAGAUGGGACUAGCUAUUUGUUGAAGUAGAAGUGUGCAAGCUUUCAAGUUACAUUAAUGCUUUUCUAGCAAAGAGACUGACCUAAGGAUCAGCAUGUCUUCAGUCUUGCCUCUGCUACGAAUUCAGGCCACAUCCACACCAUACAUUUAAAGUCCCAAAUGAUUUCCUCCUAAGAAUUAUCGGAACUAUAGUUUGUUAAGGGUGCUGGGAAUUGUAGCUCUCUGAGCGGUCAACUACAGAUCCCAGGAUUCUUUGGGGAAAGCAGUGCACUUUAAAUGGUGUGGUGACCUCUAUCUGCUAUGAACUGGCAUCCCUUUCUUUCUUUCCCUGUCUCUCUUUUGGCAUUGGCCCUUCAUCUGCAAAAUGCAGACAACAACAUUGACAUGCCUUAACAUUUGUUUUGUUAUAAUCCUAACUGCAGUACUGUAAUCAGAAUGCUUUGAAUACCCUCUGAUGUGCUAUAUAAAAAGUAAACGUUGUUAACAUGUGUAUCCUUGUUAGGAAGACUGGUGAAUCUUGAAGAGGUUCCCCAUUCCCCACCUUGCUAUUCUGCAGAAUAUCUGUGGAGGAUGGGGGGAGGUAAUUAAAGUUUAUCUUAGUUUGGGGGGCAGCUGAGGCGACAGGUUUGGGGAUGGGGGAAUUGGAUUUUGUCCUGAUUUAUUAAAUCAUGGCUGCUGUUGGGAUGGGUUUGGCUACAAAUCUAAAUACAUAGUGUAGUGUUGGUUUCUUAUGCAAGUAUUUAGUCACAUCUCAAACAGGCACGUAUGAACACCUAUCAGUGAGUAGAGUAUUCAAAGUUAUUGUUCAGACUCCAAAAUCAAGUUACCUAUUUGAUCAUUUAAAUAACUGGAAAUUUGCAGCUGAUCAGUUUACAGUGUGUGCUGAAAAACUUACAAAUUGGGCUGCUGCCCGUUUGAAAUGAUUAAUUGUCUAUAUUGGUAACCAGCUUUGCUCUUUCUAGUAGAGCAUGAAUUCACCUUUCAUCUUCCAGAUGUAUUUCUACACUAGCAAUUUACCGGUUCAGUAAGACACCAAAUGGAUAUGCUCCUUUUGUAGAUUUUGUUGGCUCCUUUUGUAUUUGCUGCCAAUAUUUAAUCAACCCUUAAUCAACCCUGAGGAGAUAAAACAAAAAUAUGAGAUAUUAGCAAAAGCUAAUAACAAUUUGGAAUAUUAAUCUGCCAUCCUGGGUUAUAUGACUGGCAUGGCUUCCACAAGGAACCUAUUGCAGUACACCAGAAAAGCCAUUUAACAUUUUGAGGUGAUAUUUGAGCUGUUUUAUAGCCUUUGUUGGGACACGGGUGGCGCUGUGGGUUAAACCACAAAGCCUAGGACUUGCCGAUCAGAAGGUCGGCGGUUUGAAUCCAUGCGACGGGGUGAGCUCCCGUUGCUUGGUCCCUGCUCCUGCUAACCUAGCAGUUCGAAAGGACGUCAAGUGCAAGUAGAUAAAUAGGUACCGCUCUGGCGGGAAGGUAAAUGGCAUUUCCGUGCGCUGCUCUGGUUCACCAGAAGUGGCUUAGUCAUGCUGGCCACAUGACCCGGAAGCUGUACGCCGGCUCCCUCGGCCAAAAAACCGAGAUGAGCGCCGCAACUCCAGAGUUGGUCACGACUGGACCUAAUGGUCAAGGGUCCCUUUACCUUUACCUUUAUAGCCUUUGUUGGGCUAGUUUCAGUUAUCUGAAUGAAAAAAUAUAUAGCCAGCUCAAAGAGCUGUGCCCCUUUAAGGCUUUAAUAUCUUAUGUUCCAUUUAUUAAGUAAAAUGACUGUAGCAGUCUGUUUUGUUUCUACCCAGCUAACAAAGCAUUAUCUGACAAUCCCAUUUUGGUUCCAAAAUAUAAUUGUUUCUCUGUCAGUAGUGAAAGCAAACAAGUGAUAAAUAUCAUGUUUUAGAAAGUCCCCCUCUUAGCCACCAGCACGGUAACUAAGCAACACUCCUUCCUGCUAUCUGAGCAUUGUUAAAUUUAUGAAAGAGGAAAGAUAACUUUAUUGAAUGUUAACGUGCUGUUUCAGAUAUUAAGUCUAAGUUUUAAAUGAAAAUAGUGACAUUCAAAGGUCAACAGCCCAUCAUUGAUUAGUACAAACUUAGACAUGCAGUUAACAUAGUAACUAAUAAGUGCACUUCCUAUUUGGGCAGACUGUCAAUGUUUGCCUUACUUGCAAAGGAGUCAGGUUAGGUCUGUAGUCAAGAAUAAAUCUGAAUUUCCAUUUAAAGUGGAAAAGGGAACUGUUGAUUCAGUAAGUUCAUCCAUUUCUUCUUCUUUUAAAAACAGUUUUCAAUUACUCUUAGCCAGACCCAAUCAGCAGAAUACUGAAUGUAAUAGAGGAAGAAUAAUAGGUUUAAGAGUAAGAAUGUGAAGCCCCUGAAAUGCAUGUCAUGGGAUAAAGGGUUGUUGCAACUAGAGUCUUCUUGCUCAAACUACAUGUGAUUGUAGCAAACCCAUUGUUUAAAACUGGGUCUGCCCCAACCAUGUACAAAGUGGAAGGUGGAAAACCAUUUUUAGAUCAAAAGAAAUUCACUGAAACCUCAGGGCUUAUCUCCUUACAGUCAGAGUCUGUCACCCAGGUGUUUUUCUCCAUAGUACCUGAACUGAAAAGCACAAAGUGAGAGUUUAGCUCUUCUCACUGGCUCUUAACAUUCGGAAUCCUCCAUACAUUUUAUGUGUGAUUGGGGCAGAUCUGUUUCUGAUCAAACAAUUCUGCCAGGGUCACAUCAUCAUUGGAAUUCCAUCCUUGCAUAUAGGUACAUUUUACCAGCUGAGCAUGCCAUCCACAAGAGCCUGCUGGAUCAGGCCAAUGCCUAUCUAGCCCAACAUCCUUUUCUCACAGCCACCAGCCAUAUGCCUGUGGGAAGCCUGCAAGCACAUCAUCUUUGCUCUCACAAAAGCAAAGAAUUUUAAUUAUACCUGCUGACAGUGACUAUGUCAGAUAAUGCUAUAAAUUUAGUUUCUCUGCAUAAAACAUAACUGACUAAGCAUGCAACAUUACCCUGUAAACAUAAAACAUUAGAAAGUAAAUGGGAAAUUUAAAAUACAAGUUUCAUCAAGUCUUGAUUCAUGCUUAGACAUCAGCUGCCAACUUGCUUCUUGACCUCUGAUGUGUAGUCCUCACAUUUCUCAUAUGUAUACACCCUGCCUGCUGCCUCUGUGACUUGUUUCACAUACCUUUCUAAAGUCUGAGCAUGGCAGGGUCACUGUGGAACUUGCAUAGUCUCGUCAAUGAACUUCUUUACUUCUACUGUAGUAAGUUUACAUGUCAAAGGAGGUUCAUCUACCCUGUCAGACCAGUCCAUCAGCUCCACCAGGGACAAACCACUGGGGUUGAUGGAAGCUGUCUUCCUCAGACGUCGUCAUCUCUGCCCCUAAAGUCCGCUGAUCUUUUAGACACCAGCUCUCUUCUCUUCACUGUCAUCUGAUGAUAAGAGUGCCGGGAUUAUCAUUUCGCUGAAUGCAUACCAUGCUGAGUGCAGGAUGGUUGGCAAAACAGCAUCCUUGUUUUGCAGUCUUCUUUGGCAGCCUAACUCACCACAGCUGAAACAAGGUGUGAUGUGAGCCUUCCACCCAAGCGUGUUUUACUUUGAUGUUCAAUCCCCCCAAAAUCCUGGAUUUCACUGCAACCUGUGUUAUCUGUAACACAGUGGUCUAGGUGAAGAUGAGAAAAUGAAACCAUCUUAGCUGUUGAUUGUUCUGGAGGGGAUGUUUAUCAAUGACAUGUACCGUAUAUUGUGAAUUAAGGAUUUUGCUAUAUUCCAAUUGAGUAUUCGUAAGCAGAUCAGAAAAUGGAGUGGGGAUUCUUACUAGCUUCUGCAGAGUCUUUGCUACAUAGAUUAUGAUAUUUGAUUAUGAUUACCACGUAGAUUAUAGCUGAAAAGACUGUUGUAUUGAGGUUUAUAAACUCUGCACUUUUCUCUGUCACAGAAAUGGAGACCAUGGCACCUUGCUCAGCAUUUCCGGAUCCAGCCAGCGACUUUGACAGGAACAUUCCACGUAUCUGUGGUGUUUGUGGAGACAAAGCUACUGGCUUUCAUUUUAAUGCUAUGACCUGCGAAGGCUGCAAAGGAUUUUUUAGGUAUGUGACUCCUGGCAUUUGACGUAAAUUAUUCAUAAGAGAUUUUGACCUCUGCCCUCAAGAAAACCCAGCUUUACUUGGGCCAGCAGUUUACUUUGAGCACAAAAGCAGAUCAGCAAAAGAGGUUUCCUCUACAGUCAAACCUCGGAUCCCGAAUGCUGAAAACCCAGAAGUAAAUGCUCCAGUUUUCUAACGUUUUUCGGAAGCCAAAUGUCUGACGCAGCUUCUGCUUGAGCGCAGGAAGCUCCUGCAACCAAUUGGAAGCCACGCCUCGGUUGUCGAACAUUUCAGAAGCCUCUAACCCCACCCACCACUGACAUGUCCUUGGAAGGUUGCUCAGGAGGAAGUGGGGCCCUCUUGCUGCACUAACCCCUGCUCUAAACUACUGUCUCUGUCUAUACAGACUUUAGAUGUAAUUAAUAACUUGACUUUGGAGAAAUGACAUGGUGUUUAUUAUAUUUAAAUGAGAGUUUAUCUUAUUACAAUUUUACUUUAAAACAUUUUGGAAUGUCACUGUGUGGGAAUUCCCCUGCUGCUUGAGAAUGGCUCCUUUUGCAAACCCAGGAUAGGAACAUCCCUUACUUAAGCAGCAGUUUGGAUUCCAAUUAUCAGCUCUUGCUUAGGGCAUACAGAAAUUUGCUGUUCUUCUGGUUCAUGGAACUGCGCAUACUCAUGCACCAUCUGAGUUUCGCUACCCCUGCUAUAUGGACAAGCAGGGUGUUUAUGAAUACUGAGCACAAUACUGGCAUAGAGAAAGCCAGAGGGCAGCUGUCUCCCACUUUCCUCUUAAACCACAUUAAGAAGGAGCCAGUAUUCCAUCUGCAGUAGCCCAAACAAUUCCAAGAACUAUCAGCAGUUUAGCAUAUCUCACAAAUGAAGUGUCAAUCUUUCAUAAAGCAAAUUACUGUAUGGUGACGUGGGACGUUUUCCUGGGAACUCUUGGUUAAAAGCAGAUGACUAAUAACAGAUGUAAUUAACAGCUAUUAUGUGACUAAUUAGAGGAAAACUCACAUGUACUAAAUGCUAUAGUGGGACAGUAACGCAGGUAUAGGAUUUGUGUGGACAUAAGGUAAACUUCAGGUCCGCAAGGACCAUAUCUUCCCAACAUAACUCCUUUAUUUCAGCAUCUCUAUGGUAAACUAGACACAUCCACUCUUGCUAGAUUGUUGGAGAUGGGAUGUUUUGCAUACCAUCCGCCUUGCAGCCAGUUUUCCAGUUGGGCUAAAGUGCACCCUGGCUAACUAGAACAACAAGAUUUUCUUCAAUUACUGUUGCUUAAAUGAGCAGCUCACCUUUCACAGGUAUAUUUCCACAUACAAGGUUAGUGCCUUCAGCUAAUCAGUCAUGCGCUGUGUGCCCUGGACAAGAUAAACGUCAGUGCAUGCCAUUUGUCAACUUUGAAGGACACGUGCAUGGAACAUCUAUUCCAAGGAUCACUGUUAAGAAACCUUAGAAGGUAAUGAGUGAAGCCUGGUGAGCUGUGUACCACAUUCCCAGUGAAAUGUUAAGAAAAUCUGAAACAUUUUCAGAAUUUGUCAGAAAAUCUUAUACUCAAAUAUCUGGCCAAGGAGGAUCUUCUCCUUUCCUGGAAACCAGGUUUAUAAGACAAUGCUUUCCAAAUUUCUGAUAUCUGAGGGAUGCCUUUUUUGGAUUAAAAUUUGAGGCACCCCUCUCUUAAACCCCAAAAGGUUGGAAGAAGGCAGACCUGGAGCAAAGACUCUGAAAGAGAUACAGUGGAAGUUUUCCUCUGAUGGCAGGCCAUUUUGCAUUGAGUGCAACUGGACAAUUCAUUCUCUACCAAUGCAGUCAAGCAGGAGAAUGAUCUGCCUUCGGAGGAGGCUGAUUAGAAGGAGCUAGGAUGGGAAAUUCACAGCACAAUGAUGUCACGCCAUGCAUUGUGUUACGCUUGAUGUUACGAGGAAGAGAGCAGAAAGAGACAUGGAGCAGCUGCUGCUCCGUAUCUCUUGGAACAUCUAGUUCUGGCCCAUUAAAUGUGGCACAAUAGUUGAGGUAAGUUGCCAAGGAAGCUGGAGUUUCCAUGACUUCAGACCAGCAGCGCUUGAUCUUUUUCUGAAAACGUGCUGAAGGCAAAUGCCAGUUGCUCUGCUUGACACAGUGGUGGCUGCAGGGACGCCAAUGGCAUGAAUGAUGCACGGGGUUAAGCCUGAAAAUCCCUGCAGCAUUAUCUGACCUUGGAGGUGAAUGGAAAAGGUCACAUAGGGGAAACUUGCACUAGGCUAUUUUGUUUCAAAGCAACAAUAAUGACAUCUUGAGACCAAACCAGGAUGUUAGAAAUGAGAUGUCUGUCGCAUAACUACUUCCCCCUCUGGACAUUUUCCUCUCCUGAGCAUGAUUCAAAGAGUUUGCCUUUCACCCUUUCUGUGAAGGCCUUCUUAAAGAAAUGUGCAUGUCUCGUUAGGGAACACUUGAGUAACUGCAUUUUAAACCUGAAACAACAAAGUUCUCAACUGCUUCACAAACACUGGCUGAUCAAAAUAGAAUAUAGUCCACUUGGUCCUUCAUGGCAAAUCUCUCGAGAUGUUUUGCAAAACUAAAGUUGGGGAAGCCAUUUGGUAUUGGCCUUUCAGUGGUUUCUCUUCUAUUGGGAAAUAUUAUCUUCAGACACUUUAGAGUGCAUUGCCUUCCCGGUGUCCUCUGACACCUCUUGAAGUUUGUUCGUAUUGGAUUGGUUGUUACGGGUCUGAUAUCUAUGAUGAAAUUUUAAAUACUGAUAAGAAUUGUGGAAACUAGACUAGAUAAUUAAUACCUUUGCAAUGUACUGAAUAUGAAAUACUGGGUGUCAUUUCUUCAUUUUAUAUGUAGCAUUGCUGAUUUGUUUAUUCAUAUCAGUCGGGGUGUGUGUGUGUUUCUUUACGGGGUCCUGGGACAUUUCCAGAUGGGCUGUUGGUCCACAGAAAAAAAAUACGGUUGUCCUGCACUAUGUGGUGUAAUUAUCUCAUGCAGGAUAACAACCAAAUGCUGACAAUGUCAUAUAGCCACCCUGCUAACAUAUAGCAUGUAAUGAGAGAGGUGGUAGCAUUGAGGGAAGUUUCUCUUUUUCUCCUGAACCUAAAUAAGAGUGAGGACUUUCCUUCACACUGUGCUAACUCUCAAGGCAUGUGCAGUUGGUGUCUUGGUGCAGUCAGCAAGCCCGCAGUUCCUGCCAGUGAAGAAGCAGGAGAAGUCAGGUCUCUUGCUUGCCCGGACGGAAGCAGGCUCACUUCUUCUGCCCAGCCUUGCACUUGCAGGGCUGCUCCAGCAGAAUGUUGCACAACAAGUGGCACCUGAAGGUGGUGCUGCCUGUCUUCUGGGUGUGCAAGAAGACAAUCAGCUUGUUGGCAGUGAUGUGGAAGUUCACAUGGUGCCGCAGGUUGGCUUCUAAGAAGUUCAGAUGUGGCAUGAAGCGCUGUGAGCUGUUGUCCUCUGCCUGGUAAGGGUCUCUUCCCAAGCCGGCUUGGCACACCAGCAGGGUGGACAGGGCAGCCUCAGCCAGGCAUUGCUGCAGCUGGCACUCAUCGCCCAGGCACAUGUCCUGCAGCACCAGCCCCUGAAAGGCAACAGCAGCACCAGCUCCCCAGUGCCAGCACUCCUCCAUGGCUGGGGCAGGCACAUUGCCACUGCCCAGUGGCCCCAGUCACCACCCGACCAGUGUCAUUGCUGUUGUUCUCCUUGCAACUGCCACCUCCGUGACAGUGUGCAUUGAAGAAGGACUCCCUCCACCUUUUUCUGCCCUGGAGCUAUAAUUUUGGCUCUUUCUUGCAUCAUUAGAGUUUGUUAUUCCGUCUUUAAUUUAUCCUUCCCUUCCCCAAGGUUCAGAGUCCUCUUUCUAAGCAGGUGUGGGUUCUCUUCCAAUUUGGCAGUGGAAGAUGCCAGAUAUCUUGCUUAGUGCAUGAGAGAUUCAAGCAAAAUAUAGUUGACCGUUGAGCAACUUUAAUGAACUUCCUGAUUGGCAAAGUAGAGAGUGUAUAAGGUCUAUCUGGUGGCUGGGGAGAAGAGGGUGUGACUUUAAGUAAGACCUCUCAAGUUAGGAGCAGGUGCAACCAAAUGGUUGAUUGGAGAGGACUCCGAUUCCUGGAAAAUAAGGCAACUCAGAUUCCUGGAAAAUAAGGUAACUUCUGGCCAAAGACAGGACCAGUAGAUGUGCAGCAGAGACACUUCUAUUUGUGGGUUAUUCUAAUGAGAAGCAUGGGGAUCUGUUCUGAGGCAUUCUGCACUAGAUAGUUGUAUGUGUUAGGAAACAGUUUUACUUCAUAAGAAAAACUUACCCUCUUGGUGGCAGAAUUUUUUAUUUUUAUUUUUGUAUUCCUAGUCCUUUAGGGCAGAUUUUCAAUCUUAAAUCUCAAAGUAAUUUUUUAUUUAUUUAGAUUUCAUUAGUUUCGACAUAUUCUGUUUUGGUUUAGGUUCAGUUGGGGUUUGGGGUUGUUGUUGUUUUGCUUUUGGGCAGUGAUUAUUGUUAACUACCAGGGUUAUUUGCUAAUAUGAGCUGAUUCACAUUUAUACAAUAUGAAGAAUAUGCUAACAAUAAGUAGAACAGCAAAACAUGGAGCAAAAAUGCGUGUUUCUAAAUAUGCAGUGAACAUAAGCUAAACAGUUGUGGCCACUUUCAGCUCCCUGGUGCAUGGCUACUAUAUUACUACAAACAUGCAUUUCUGCUUUAUACUUUACAACGUAUGCUGCUCCAAACCCUGGGCUUGUGUGUAGCACCCCUGCAAUGUAAAGUGUGAUUCAGCUCUUAACAGGUCAAGAUUAAAAUAAGGAACUUCCACAUUCAAUUGCCCUUGCCCCUGCUGUUAGUAUUGGAGCAGUCUUAGGGUAUUGAUCCUUUUCAGCAGUCCUUUGGAAGUAUAGCAAGCUGCUUCUCAUUUUCCUCGUUAGUAACUCAUGUGUCGCUCAAAAGCUAGUAUACUGUUCACUUUACCAAAAUAUCUUGUGAUGGAAUAUCUCACUACCGAUCUUAUAACACUGUGGAUCAGUGAGAUGGGCAGCUUACGUCCUGCAUCUGCCUGUUGGCUUAUGCCAUGUUAAGCAUACCAAGCUCACUCUUGUAAGUACAGUAUUUCAUCAUUUGCUUACGUAACUGCAUGAAGAGUACAUUCUAUGGAAGGCAAAGGAGUCCCUUCAAAGAUACUUCCCCCACUCGUUAAAAAACAGACCAAGAAAAAUCUGCAAAGGCAAAAUGCAUUUAACACCUAGCUAGUUUUUAAACCAGUCCACCCAGUCUAGUCAGCCUUUUUAAAUGUUAUACCCAAUUACAUUUAUUUACAUAAACAGAAAUGUGCAACUAGGGGAAAGGUAGAGAUGUCAAAAGCUUCCUAACAGCAACAACAGCGAAGGACAUUUGCUUUCAAUUGCCUUGUAUAAGGAGAGAGACUUACUUUUCUCAAUGACUUCAUAAAACAGUGAAGAAAAGGAGAUUGCCAUUCUUCCAAGAUUACAUGGUGGCAUUGUUUGUACAGCAUACUAAGCUAUGGUUUUGUCUGAACAUAUAGGCUCCAAGAGAGGAAAUUAUGGCCGUUUUGCUUGUCCCUGGUCAUCUUGUUGCUGUGUCGAGCUGAGACAUAGUUUGCCUUCAUGUGUCAUCUGAGCCUUUCCUUGUGGUUUAGCUUCCCCAGAAAAACCAUGAGCCAUAAACCAAAUGGCAAACCUUGGUUAUAGUUCAUGGUUAGUCUGGAGAGAGGGAAACCACGAGCCAGAUUCAGACAGCACAGUAAGCCAAACUAUAACUUAGCUCAGGACAGCGCAGAAACAAAACAAUCGGGGAGGAGGUAGCAAAGAAGCUACAAUCCAGGAGCUAACGUAUUUGGGCUACAGCAGUAUGGGAAAGCUCCUGAUUCCUGCUCCUUUGAUACUGCCUCUUGUCAUUUUCUGAAUUUCUUUGUCCAGUAGACCAUUGAGAUAAUAUCCAAGCUGUUUGCUUUAUCAGGGUCUCACGAGUCUUUUAAGUAAAGAAAAACACUAGGCAAUUCAGGCUUCUCUUCUGAGUCUAUAUGUGUCACCUUUGCAGACUGUUGUGUAUCUAUGCUCCUACCACAUUCUUUGUCAACUUCGUGUAUCUGUUAUUGAUUUUUGCCAAUGGAAACUCAUGGAGCAAACCAGUUACUCUUUUCUGGAAAUUCUUUCAUUUUGCUGCUUUGGGCUAUUUUUCCUCAGAUUUAUAAAGUAAUCAGAAAUGCUUGAAAAUUGUCAAAUGCUACAUCUUUGUUUUUGAGUUGAAUUCUGGGUUUGUUCGUUUGUUUGUUUGUUUGUUUCUUCUAUUCAGUUCCUAAAUAGUUCUCCAACUUUAGAUGGCUCUAUUUGAGCCAUUCAGACUGUGGUUAAUGUUUUCCUGUUUAUGGUACAAGUUGCAUCUGUUGGACAAGAAACUGUGUUUUUCUGUUUGUGUUCCUUAAAAUAUUAAGUUCUUUUUAGAAAGAAAAUCAUGAAGACGUGCAGAUGGUUACUGUUUUCAAAGUAUAGUAACAGGGCAGAUUUUUAAAUAAAAUAACCAGAUUUCUUAGAAACAGAACAGUAGCUAUGUAGGGGAUAUUUAUUCCAUGCCUGGUAAAUACUUGUAUGUUGCCCAUUUAGCUCGUUUUGUAUGCAGGUUUGCCACACUGUUUGUUUUCUGAACGGUAUCCAUGCAAAACUGAUGUAUCUUCCUAAAAGCAAGCAAGCAAGCAAAGAUUAUAUAUUUUGUGUGGCUUUUUCCCCCCACAGGAGGAGCAUGAAAAGGAAAGCGAUGUUCACAUGUCCUUUCAAUGGCGACUGCAAAAUCACCAAAGAUAACCGGCGACACUGUCAAGCCUGCCGGCUGAAGCGCUGCGUUGACAUAGGCAUGAUGAAAGAGUGUGAGUAAACAUGUAGCACGAUAGAAACAUUGCAAUAAUCCAAGAGUCUGAGAAUCCAGAUCACUUCCUCAAGUCACUUUGAUUCACUUAAAAACAUUUUGAAAAUUCCAUCCUCCAUGUUUGGUUCACUUUUUUAAAGGAGGAGGCGAAAGUUGGUUCCUUUACGGAGAUUUCCCCAAUAGUCGUAUUUUGUCAAUAUGUGGGUGUUCCCCUGCCUUAAAAAAAAUAAUUUAGAUACCUAAACUCCACUUAAUACAAAAGUUAAAGCAUGUGUAUACCUAGGCAAAAGAGGUGUGUGUGUUUGUAGUAUCUGAAAGGUAUUUGUGUCCCUUCACCUUUUCAGUGUCUGGCUAAGAAGAUUAUUAGGCAAGAGGGUAAGAGAGAGGAUCAUGCAGUCUUGUCAUGAUGGAAGUGUAGUAAAUCAUUGAUAGGCUGUUUAGAAUUUAGAAUUGUUUUAGGCCAUUUGCUAGCAAACUAGCAAAACUUGAAACAAGAAAACAUUUAUUGCCUAUACUUCUAUGAGUUCCCAUUAAGUCUGGGGCAGGGAGAGGUGGGGACAAAGUAAUUGGUGGCAGAUCUACCACUGGGUAUAGAUCAACAGAGUCUCUGUGCUGCUGUAACCAAACUUGUUCACUCACCUGGAAACUUUUAUAGGGGUUGGGGAGUAUCACAUUAAGAACUCUAGCAUAAUUCCCAUCUAGUCUUUUUCUAGGUCCUUCCUGCAGCCUAAUCUUCAGUGGUGGUGCAUAGUCUUAAAAUCCAUUGACAUCCUGGUGUGGGCUAGGUUUCUGGCAAAUGGCAUUACAGUGGUACCUCGGGUUACAUACACUUCAGGUUACAGACUCCGCUAACCCAGAAAUACUGUACUGUGUUAAAGAAACUGGCAAGAAAUUAUCAGUGUCUAAUAUAACAAUGGGGAACCUUGGGUGCUUCAGAUGUUGCUGGGCUAUAAUUCAUAUCAUCACUGGCCAUUGGCCAUGCUUGCCGGGAGUGAUGGGAGUUGUAGUUCAGCAACAUUUGGAGAGCCAAAGGUCCCCCACAUCAGCUCUACUAUGUAGAUCAGGGGUAGGCAAUGUAAUAUGCUACACAAGUAUUUGACUACCACUCUUUGAGAUUGGUUUGAGUUGUAGUAGGGUUGCCAUACGUCUGGAAUUUCCCGGACAUAGUCGGGAUUCGGUUGUCAAAAACAUCCCUAGUUGUUGUCCAUAACAUCUGAAUGACACCAUGUUGGGUACUCCUGAUGGAGAUUCUUGGCCCUUCUUGUGCUUUCUGGGCUUAGAACUGGCAGUAUCCUUGAUUUGAUUUGUAUUCUGUAUUGUAUUCAAUGUUUGUUAUGCUCAGAGUAGAUCCACUGGAAUUAAUGAACAUGACUAAUUUAGGCUUAUUAAUUUCAGUGAGUCUCCUCUGAUUUUAAUUUAGCAGGAGACAACAUUCUGUUUCCUUUCACCUUUGUAAGCAGCCAAAUCUUCCUUACUCAGCAGUCAUUUGAAACUGUAACACCAAGAUUUAUUUUGGACAUCAACUCCCUAGCACAUCAUUAUUAGUUAACUAACUGCAGAAACUAGUGAUUGGAAGGAGUCCAUGUAAUCUUGCCCAGUUUGUGUUCACUGUGGUCAGAUUAAUGUAGCAUUUCUUCCUUCUCUUCCAGAGAAAGUGCCCUCUUUACUUUGCUGGCAGUCAAAGUAGAUGUGCUAUUGUUUAACUAGAGCAAUAUAAUGUGUGAAAGUAUAAUUUUUAAAAUGGUAUUUUGAGCUGUUAGUUGCUGUGAUAAUAGAAGCACUUCCUUUCCUUAUGACUCAGACUGCUGCUUUACUGGAAUUUUUCCCCUUCUGAGGAAGCAUAACUCAUCCAGGGCUGUUCCAUUCUCCUCUUUCUAACUUAGGAGGGAUGACAAGUUUAUAGCAGCCAUUCUGUGUUAGUCUUUUAAAAAAAGUUUCUAGGAGGUGUGGACUACUAGUGCACACUUGCCACAGGUACGCAAAUAUUCACACACAUUCAGGCGCUGUUUCUUGUGUGCAUGCAUGCACAAGCCCACACACAUAUUCAUACAUCCCCUACCUUCUUUGCAGACACUCAAGCUGACACACAUACUUAUUUAGAUACACACUCCCACCCUGUGCUUUUUUCCUGGAGGUACGCGGGGGUACGCAAACUCCUAAGCAUUUUGGGAAUCUAAGUUUGGCCCCAUUGUGGGGCAGUAUUUCAAUAUGAGUAGGAAAAUGAGAGUACUCCUAAACAUUUUUUUUAGAAAAAAGCACUGCUCCCACCCACUACUCUGCCAAUCAGCAGAGCACACGGAAGAGACAGAAGGGAUUUUCUUUCCCAUCAAAACACUGUAAUGGAGUUGGAAGGGACCCCAAGGGUCAUUUAGUCCAACCCCCUUCAAUGCAGGAAUCUCAGUUAAAGCAUCUGAGACAUAUGGCCAUCCAAACUCUGCUUAAAAACCUCCUGUGAAAGAGAGUCCACAGCCUCUUGAGGGAGUCCAUUCCAUAGUCAAACAUCUCUUGGUAACAAAGUUUUCCUGAUGUUUAGUUGGACUCUCCUUUCUUGUAACUUGAAUCCAUUGGUUUGAGUCCUACGCUCCAGAGCAGGAAAAAAUGAGCUUGCUCCAUCUUCCAUGUGACAGCCCUUGAGAUAUUUGAAGAUGGCUAUCAUAUCUCUUCUCAGUCUCCUCUUUUCCAGGUUAAGCAUACCCAGCUCUUCCUACCGUUCCUCAUAUGGCUUGGUUUCAAGACCCUUGACCAUCUUGGUUGCCCUCUUCUGCACAUGUUGUAGCUUGUCAAUAAAUUGUGGCGCCCAGUUAGAUGACUGUACUUAGAUUACUGCAACUUGUUAUACUUGGGACUGCCUCUGAGGACAGUUUAGAACCUUCAGCUUGUGCAGAAUUCAGUGGCCAGGGUGCUCACCAGGACAAGACGGUUUGAGUAUAUAAGACCAAUCCUGGCUUGACUGCACUGGCUGCCAGUUAGUUUCCAGGCUCAAUUCAAAGUGCAGGUUUUGACCUAUAAAGCCUUAAAUGGCACAAGACCGCAAUAUCUCAAGGACCACCUCUCCGCGUAUGAACCUACCCAGACCCUGCAAUCAUCUUCACGUACCUUCUCCGUGAGAGGUCUGGAGGGCAACAACCCAAGAACGGGCCUUUUCUGCAGUGGCUCCCCACUUGUGGAAUGCUUUCUCCAGAGAGGUGCGCCUAGCGCCUUUGUUACAUAUCUUUAUGCGCUGGACAAAAUCAGUCCUCUUCUCCCAGGCCUUACCUGGGAGAAUUACCGUAUUUUUCGCUUCAUAAGACGCACCUGACCAUAAGACGCACCUAGUUUUUAGAAGGGGAAUUCAAGGAAAAACAUAUUCUUUAAAGGGAGCGCUGAGCAGAGCCUGUAUGCAUCCCAGGCACUGCUCAGCGCUCCCUUUAAAGAGCCGCGUGGAGCGUGUUUGCGGCUCUUGGGGGCUUUUCCCCGAGGAGGGAGAAGGAACUUACGGGCUGCCCUUCUCCCUCCUCGGGGAAAAGCCCCCAAGAGCUGCACACACGCUCCACGCGGCUCUUUAAAGGGAGUGCUGAGCAGAGCCUCCCGCCUGCAUUCGCUCCAUGAGAAGCACAAACAUCUCUUUUUAGGAGGGAAAAGGUGCGUCUUAUGGAGCGAAAAAUACGGUGAACAGUCUAUGACCCUUUAAACCAGGGGUAGGCAACCUAAGGCCCGUGGGCUGGAUGCAGCCCAAUCGCCUUUUUAAUCCAGCCUGUGGAUGGUUCGGGAAUCAGUGUAUUUUUACAUGAGUAGAAUGUGUCCUUUUAUUUAAAAUGCAUCUCUGGAUUAUUUGUGGGGCCUGCCUGGUGUUUUUACAUGAGUAGAAUGUGUGCUUUUAUUUAAAUUGCAUCUCUAGGUUAUUUGUGGGGCAUAGGAAUUCGUCAUCCCCCCCCCCUCAAAAUAUAGUCCGGCCCACCACAUGGUCUGAGGGACGGUGGACCCGGCCCACGGCUGAAAAAGGUUGCUGACCCCUGCUUUAAACGGUUGUGGGGCAUUGUUUUCGUUGUUUAUCGUGCUGUAUAUUUUUGUGUUUCUACAGUGGUACCUCAGGUUACAUAUGCUUCAGAGUUACAGACAGUGGUACCUCGGGUUACAUACACUUCAGGUUACAGACUCCGCUAACCCAGAAAUAGUGCUUCAGGUUAAGAACUUUGCUUCAGGAUAAGAACAGAAAUCGUGUUCUGGCGGCGCGGCGGCAGCAGGAGGCCCCAUUAGCUACAGUGGUGCUUCAGGUUAAGAACAGUUUCAGGUUAAGAACGGACCUCCGGAACAAAUUAAGUACUUAACCCGAGGUGCCACUGUAUAUUGUAAGCUACCCUGUAUUGUAAUCAAACAAACAAUCUCAAUAGCAAGAGACCAUUCUCCUGUAACAGUGUUUCCCGCUAACCCACCCACCCAAAUGCUACUCAUUAGACAGGUAGCAUUUAAAUGGAGUCGAUGCCUUUGUGCCUCCUUGGAAUAAUUGUGCAUAUCAAGCCCUGAAGAGAGCUGAGGACUUUGAUUCCUCCAGUCCUCCAGUGGAACUGCACUUACUUUGCCUAGUUCGUGAAUUUGGCAAGGCUACCAUUAAACCUCAGUAGUGGCAUGGGGUGUCCCUCUACCCUCUUCCCCACCUUUGGAUAUUGUUUUACAUAUUACAUUGAACGUAACCGAAAGACUUUGUAAUACGAUCAAGAAAAAAAGUGAAAGGCAUUGCACGUUCUUUGUAGUUCAUGAAAAUCUUCAAUGAAAAUUAUUUCAAUAAAUAAAUAAAUAAAUUAUUCUUUUAGUGAAAUAGUUACAUGAUUAAGGAAACCUUAACUGACUCCAGCUAAAAAUAGCCUUUCCCGGCUGUCCGCUAGUUAAAUGAAUGGGAACAGAAUGUGCUUCAAAGAGCUCUAGGCCAAAUUACUAAAAGGGUCGUGCUCUCUGUUAGGGUGCUAACUAGCUAGGGUUGUGUUUUUUUUCCUGGAAGCAGCUGUUGCAAUCCAUACUACAUCCUGGAUUUAGCAUUCCACUUCUGUGAACUAAGGGUUGUAUCCAACAAACUCAUCCCAUCAUCCAAGAGCCUUCCACGAGCACUAACGUAGCGCUAAUUCUUUUCAAGGCUGGCAGUUCUCAAAACAUCCUAAUUAAAUAGUAAACAAGAGUGACUUUGUUAAUCUGCCACUAUCGUUGGCCUUGCUUGUUUUGACAGCAGCCUGUCCACUGUGAGUUUGUGCCUGAGUGCUCCCUCAGCUUCAGCCAGAAAAGUUUGGGCCUUGAAGGGUUCACCUAAUUACAUUCCUUUGCACAGGCACCUUGACCACCCGAAUCCCACACAUAGAUCAACCUUAUGUUGUAGCAAGGGAUGGAAGAGAUUUGGAUUUACUGUACUGUACUGUACUGGAACAUGCAAGACUAGACAAAGGAAAAGUCUGCCAAUGGGAAAUAUUUUGAGUCAGCAGCAGGACAUAAAGUCUUUUUCAAGGACAUGAUAGAUAACAGAAAAAAGUCUACUUAGGAUGAAGACAGGAGCUCUUGAACAAGUUGACAGGUACUGGACAAGUCAUGCUACAGGAGGUUUACAAAAGAGGUGCAAAGAAGCUUUGCCUUAUGAGGAAUGGUUGAAGGAGCCUGGAAAAGAGGAGACUGAGAGGAGAUAUGAUAGCCAUCUUCAAAUAUAACAAGGGCUGUGACAUGGAAGAGGGAACAAGCUUAUUUUUCCCCCUGCUCGGGACGGUAGGACUUGAACUAAUGGAUUCGAGUUACAAGAAAGGAUAGUCCUACUAAACAUCCGGAAAAACUUUCUGACAGUAAGAGCUGUUUGACAGUGGAAUGGUCUCCCUCAGGAGGUUGUGGACUCUUUCACAGGAGGUCUUGCCUUGCCAAGACCUUGCACUCUGGGAAGGUCACUUCAGUGCUGCUAAUGCACUGGUUUUACUUCACCCCUGGAGGCAUACUCCAUUGUCUUUUGAGACAUAUGGAUAUCAACAAGGGCAGGACCUGGGCUGAGUAUGAAGUGUGUGUGUGUGUGUGUGUGUGUGUGUGUGUGUGUGAGACAAGUUACUUCAAUUUGUCUAUAAUGUGAAGUAAAAACAACCUUGGGUUUUCAUGUUAAUUUUGAUCUGCAUCCCCUCACUGACUAAUAGCAUUAUGCUAAUUCAACAAAAAAAUGAAUAUAUGAUGCAUCUUUCUGGUAAUGUGUGACUGGAUAUGGAAUCAAUUUUUGACUUGUGUUUGAUUUUAAGGAGAAACACAGGUGAUUUUGUGUAAUUCUGACGAUGUAUUUUAUCAUGUAAGUCUCAUGUCUGAAAAUUGAGAUGCAGUGGGGCGGGGAGGGGAAGAGUGUGAAAACACUGGAAAGUAUGAAAGGGAAUAAAUCCUAUGAUAGCAUGAUGGUGAAAGAGCUGACAGAAUAUAUGGCUGCAGGAACAACCUGGUGUUAAUGGGAAAGAGCAUAAAGGUGAUAAAGCCUAUGUAAAGGAUGAGCCUGUUUACUUAGGAAUGUAGAGCAGUGAAAACCCCAUAUAAAAUAGGCAGUAAGGUAAAGGUAAAGGGACCCCUGACCAUUAGGUCCAGUCGUGGCCGACUCUGGGGUUCCGGUGUUCAUCUCGCUUUACUGGCCGAGGGAGCCGGCGUACAGCUUCCGGGUCAUGUGGCCAGCAUGACUAAGCCGCUUCUGGCAGACCAGAAACGCAGCACACGGAAACACCGUUUACCUUCCCGCUGGAGUGGUACCUAUUUAUCUACUUGCACUUUGACGUGCUUUUGAACUGCUAGGUUGGCAGGAGCAGGGACCGAGCAAUGGGAGCUCACCCCUUCGUGGGGAUUCGAACCGCCGACCUUCUGAUUGGCAAGUUUAACCCACAGCGCCACCUGCGUCCCAACAGGCAGUACCAGCAUGCAAAGCUGCCUGCUUUGCGCACUGUUAAAUGAAAACCUUCACAGGGGAGAUUCGUGUGGAACAUAGUCUUAUAAAUGCAUUCAGUGUAUUUGGCUCCCCCACUCCAUCUUUACAUAAAUGAGGUAUAGGCAAACUCGGCCCUCCAGAUGUUUUGGGACUACAACUCCCAUCAUCCCUGACCACUGGUCCUAUUAGCUAGGGAUGAUGGGAGUUGUAGUCCCAAAACAUAUGGAGGGCCGAGUUUGCCUAUGCCUGACAUAAAUAAAUGGCAGGCCCAUAUAAAAACAUAUAGUGUGUUUCCGGGGGGGGGGCGCUUGGGUGAGGAGUGUUUAUAUGUCUACUUUGAAACAUUUUAACUAAGGGGUACAAAUGUAAAAUAUGAAAGAAAAGACAACAGUGCUGUAUGAAUUAAGAAAAUCUCUCUGUAAUCUAAACCUAUUCCAGAUUGCAUUAUCUAUGUUUACCAAUAUAAAACACAAUACGCCAUCACUGUCAUGGUGUUGUGCAAAAGCAAAUAAAAUUCUAAAUGGUGGUUACAGAGAAAAGCUGUAAUAACAUAGUGUUUGUUAUAUUUAGGGCUGUAUUUCGUGUUUGGCUUGCCAACAGUAUAGGGAGGCAAAAAGGCAACGCCUCAAAAUGCUGCAAAGAUGUAGGAAAUCAGAUAUAAGAUUAAACUUCUGAUAAGAAAUACGAAGUUUCCUAUAUCUUGGUAUCAUUUUGAGGCUUUGUUUCUGAUUUUUGUCACGUUGAGGUCUGAUGUUGCCCACUUUUUUCCAGCUUAACAAUCCAGAAAACCAUAGGUGUUUCAAGCCAUAAUACUUUUUCCCUCCUAAAUUUCAAACAUUUGACUUUACGUUUUAUUUUCCCAUCUACUUGUGUUGGACUUCCAGGGUGAGGUCCAAAGAGCUGUGUACAGAACACUCCAUUGCACUGGGACUUUUUGAGGGUGUGGGGGCAAGGGCACAGACCCAAAGUCACUCUUGGAAGUUGAGGGAACUUUUAGAGGACCAUUUGAUAUAUUAUGGGAUGCUGCAGUUGGAAAGGGAAGCUGGCUGAGGAAUAACCUGCAAUGAAUAAAGAAAGGAAGAAUAGCCUGCAGCUAUGGAUGUGCAGUAGAGUUUUCUGUUUGCACACAGGCUGCUUUGGCCUCAUUGUUUUAUUUAUAGGGACAAUUGCUGUGUUAAUGAUACCUGUGCCCAUCACUCAUACCUGCAUAGCUCUGCGUGACUUAAGACUCCACCACCUCUGAAGGUAGCAUGUGUAAACAUUAGUUGUAGGAAUUUUGUGUAUGUUGAUAAUGAUCCUAAUGUGAAGAGAAACCAGGUUCCCAUGACUGCUAUAUAAAUCUGAUUUAAAUCAGCCAAGGCCACUCCAACAGAAAAACAUCUGUGGCCCUAGCAAUUUCUGAGAUGCAACGUUUAUCUUAACCUUUUAAGAGCCAGAACUUGAGCAUAUAAGAGAUUUGCUAUGUUUGGUAAAAUUCCACACUUCUGCUAAUUCAAACCAUUCCUAUGUUCUAGUUUGGUGCUUACAGUUCGUUGUUUGAGUUCUGUAUGAAGCCCCCAUGGGGGAGACGAAGAGGUUAGGGACAUCUUAAGUUCUGGCAUUAAAAAUAAAAUUACCUAAACACGAAACACUGUUAGCACUUUUGUAGGUUGCAUUUAAGAAAAUGGAGUAAGACAGUUGCUUCACUGUUUACAUGUAUACUUGUAUACCCUAUUUCUGCUCUCUCGACAAAGGAUGAAUGAGGUUAUAUGGGAGUAUCCCAAACCAGUGAUCUGGUCUGUGUGUUUAUAGUUCUAAUUUAUAGUUUAAUGUAUAAUUUUGAUGUUCUUUGAGAGUUCUUCCUACCUCCUAACAAAUGCUGAGAUGAGUUUUAUUGAAGGACUGUUUGUUGCAAGCAACUAAAGAUGUGGCAAUGAGAGAUUUUCUCAUGAACAAACAGUGCAGCAGCAGCAGCCACAGUACGUGUGACUCUGUAAAGAAUGUAUGUGCCAUUCAUUGCAAUUCCUAUGUCGAUGAGAACAACAAAUUAUGGCUUAGUUAAACUGGAGUCAAUGACUGAUGAAACAAACACAGUAAGUCAGUAUUUUGGGGGCUUGGACCCAAAGGUUUUACUCUGAACAGAACACGUUUCCAUUCACGGUCACAGAGUGAAACACUUGCGACCAGAUCGUUACCUUUUUCAAGCCAUGCUGUGCCUGUUUUCGCUGCCCAAAUUUAGAGGCAUGCUGGGGGGGUAAAAAAUCAGUUUCCAGGAUACUUGGGGAAAACUCACGUGCGUUAAAUGCAUGCAGCCUAAAAGCCCUUUGUAACAGUGCCAGGAAUGCUACUGUCAACUUUCUCAGUGUGCCAUUUUUCAAUUUGGCUGAAAAGCAAGUAGAAGAAAGUCAUAUGCUGUAACUGGUUGGAAAAGGAACAAGGCAUGGAAGUAGUACUUUCUGCAGUUUCUGUCUGCCAUUGCUCAGUCUAAGGGAGGUUUACACUGGGCUACUGGCAACGCUUUGAAACUGCGGUUUCAAAAUGCGGAUGCCUUUAGCUCAGUGAUGAGAAGAUCUGCUUUGCAUGCGCAAGGUCCCAGGUUCAAUGCCCGGUAUCUCUAGGUAAGACUGGGAGAGAAACCGUCCUGAAACACUGAGAGCCAAUGCCAGUCAAUGCCAGCAGUGCAGAGGUAGAUCUAUUGCAAUCUAUUUCUUCUGACUGAGCUACCUUAUGAAGCUGUGUGCUGGGGUCAGAUUAGGACUAGGUAAUUAAGGGAUCAUUUUAUUCCUAGUUGUAUAUGGAAUAUGGGGUGGGGGUGGUCAGGGAGCCCAAAGUACAUACAGUCCGGUAGCAACAUUGUAAAUGGCCCUAUCAUGCAGACCAGGAUCUGAGGAAAGAUGAUUCACCUGUUUAUAAAUUUGCCUGGGUUAGCAUACUGAAACUUCCUUUAAUAUACAAUUCCACUGGCUUCUCCGUUAAUGGUGAAUCACUUGGGUACCCAUGGUGGUUUUCAUUAUUUUUUGUGGCCAUUUAUUAAUUGUUAUGCAUUGUUUGAUUCAGAACUACAAAAAAAACUAAUUGCAUUCCUUCCUUCUGAAAUAUAUGAUGUGGCAUGUCUCCAUCAGUAUUCAGUUCAAGCAAGGACAUCUCCACCCUUCUGCUUAUAGGAAAAGUGACCUUCUAUUCAUUGUGCUCUCUAGAAAAAUGUGCCGUGCUCUGAAAGAACAGUGUAUUAAGUCUUCUGCAUGAUAAAAAAAUCUUAGAGCAGUUGCAAUUAUUACCCUCUCCAGAAUCUAGGGGCCAUAGGACUCAUGUGAGUAUAUUUUAUUGUAAAAUAUAGCCUGCAGCCUGCAAUCCUGUGGUUUGAGUGAACUAUAUAGAUUAUAUUUUCAAGCACAGCUUGAAAAACCUUCUGGGAGUUAGUUUUACAAAAAUACAUUAUAAUUGUAAUGGUUCUUUCAAUUGCUAUUGUUUGUGUGUUUUUGUUUUUUAAAAAAAGAGAGUGGAUCUCUUUCCUGGUCCACUUCAUAACAUUGAAUGAAAUAGGCUCUUGUCUUUUGAAGAUCAAACUGCAGUAAAGUAGCUAAACCUGAAAAAGUGCUGCAAUACUCUUUUUAGUCACAAUUCUACACCCUCUAUAUGUAGGGGAAAGCUCUGGAUCAGCUGCCAUCACUCCUGUUUAAGGCUGCAUACACACCAUAAAUUUACAGCAUCCCCAAUGAAUCCUGGGAAUUGUAGGUUGUUAAGGGUGCUGAGAAUUGUAGCGCUGUGAGCGGCAAGCCACAUUUACCAAAAUUUUGUGGGGGGGGAGCCAUGUGUUUCAAAUAUAUGGUAUGUACACAGCCUAAGUUGCUUUUUCUUACAUGCACGUAAACCACAUUUGAUUAUUACAUUUCACAUUUGUAGAGAUUUUUGUUAGAUUUUAGCAAGCAGUUUGUCUUAUCUUGAAGAUGCUCGACUUUAUCAUAAAUAUCAGAUGGUGCAGGGUGGAAGCAUUGCUCAAAAUCAUUACUCAUGAAAGCAUCUUAGAUUAGACAUGAUACACAAAAUAGGAAGAUAUUGUGGUAAGUUGUAUCUCUCUUUUCUCCGUUGCCUGAUGUUGUAUGAAUCACAUGUAUUUUCUGGAAUGUUCACAGAUUUGCAUUCUGAGCAGAAGCAAAAAUUGACACUAUGCCAGUCUAACGCGAAGGUGAUUUCUGUUUUCCCAAUGAAACAAACUCCCCUCUCCUUCCCCACAGACUGCUCUGGGGCUUCUCAGCCUCCAGAGUGAAUUUGGGGGAGAGGCAGAGGGGAAGGAAAUCCAUGUUGCCCUAGUGGGGAAUCAGACUGAUUACCUGGACUUGAACACAUUUAUGCCUUUUUGCUCUACAGCCAUGCAUUGCAUGCAAGCAUACAUCAGCAACAGGCUUGGUAGCCCUCAUGUCUGCUGUUGAGCUGGUUGGAAAGUAGUGAUAUAGUAUGGACUAGCACCAGUGUUGGGUGCUAGGAAUCCAAAUGAAUAAUUUGAAUAAUUUUACUAUCUCCAUUAUCUGAAGAUAUGCUACAACAUCAUUUAAUCUUUCAUAACAUAUUGGUUGCAUGGGAAGCUACAGUGAUUCAUUUCCUACGUUCUUAGUACACAAGCUGUUGCAAUAGGCUUUCCAACCCUGUUCAAAAUACUUAUAUUUAUUUAAAGGUUUUCUUCAGAAACGUUUCCCAAAACAAAUCUUCCCCACCCCCAGCUUUCCUCUUUUAAGAAUCUUUAAAUAUUUUGCAUCACAGAAGGAAAUAAAAACCUUUGCUCUUGAAGGCAGUGUGUUAAAAAGAAAGAAUAUGAGCUUGUCAUUAAAAGAAAAAGGUUUGUUUUCUUAAAAAGUGUCUUUGAGUCACUUUGGAAACAGAUGGCCAGAACUACUUCUAAACAACCUAAUUUGGAGAUCAAACCUCCAAUGUACCUCAAGAGGAGGAGAAGUGUUUUUUUCGGAUGGUAGAUCAUGAUUCUUGUGACUGGUUAAAGAAGUGUCAAGAUGUUUUAGUGCAGAAUUACCCAAACUUGGGUGUCCAGCUGUUUGUGGACUACAACUCCCCUCAUCCCUAGUUAACAGGACCAGUGGUCAGGGAUGAUGGGGAUUAUUGUCCAAAAAGAGCUGGACACCCAAGUUUGGGGCCCCCUGCUUUAGUGCAUGGGUAGCCAAUGUGGUACCCUCCAGAUGUUGCUAAACUACAAUUCCCAGUCAUCCUUGACCAUUGUCUGGAGGGCACCACCUUGCCUACCCUUGUUUUACAGCAUUUGUCUGCUGGAUAGUGCAAGCCAUUAGGAAAUAAAUAAGAUUAAGUGUUUCUCAGUGAGAGAUUUGACUGGGAUUUUCAGUAGAUAUCAUUGAUUGGCCUUGCAAAACGCUUUCUACAAAAGAUACAGCAUGUGGUGGUCUUAAUGAGGCAGUCAUUGCUUCACUGUUUUGUAAGAAGAGGAAAAAACUGGCUGGGUUCCGGAAGGAGAUUAAAAUGUGGAGCGUGAAUUUGUCAGCAUGCCUACUUUGGCUGAAGCAAAGUGCGGAAACUCCUUUGCUCUUCAGUCUCAUGCAAGUGCGAAUAUUGAAAGCAGGUGUUUUUGUUUCAUCCCGGGAAUAGAAUUAAAGUUAAUCCAUUUGUGACAGGUGCUGUAAAGAACCUUUCCCCCUCAAUUGUAAGCAUUUAAACAAAGAUUAUCCGUGCCAAGUGUAGUGGUAAAGAGGCUGCUAAUCGCUUCCUAGAAGACAUUAAGAGUCUCCAAAACAAACAUCGCCUCUCUGUUAACAAGUUGACCGAGUUCGUCAUAAGGAGUAUAUGAGGCAACCUGUACAAUCCAAUCCCCAUAGCCUUCCAGAAGAAAGUUUGCAAUCGUGCCAGCCUAGUGCAUUAAAAAACAAACAAACUGUUUUGACUUUAAAGCCAGAUUUUAAACACACACAUAUGAACACCACUCCCAUUCGGCUCAAUCCAUGAAUGCUUACGUUCUUUGCCUGUCCCCCUGCUGCUUCCCCCUCAGUCUCCCAGCCCCCACAACAUUUGCUAUGUAUGCCCAGGGGUGUUUAUUUUACACCUAAUUCAUCAGUGCUCAGCCAUCCAAAUGUGCAGUGCACACCUUUGCAACAACUGCAUGUUGAAUAGAGGUGGUGCCUGAAUUUGUGCAGGGGGCAGGGGCUAUACCAUUAGGGUUAUGUCUGUAAAGAACUGAAAAUGUAUUCCUUCCAAAACGGCACCCACUUAGGCGAGAGAGCCUGUGGCAAACAUAAUUCCCUGGACCAAGCAUAGCCAAUGUGAUGUUACCCAGAUGUUGUGGACUACAUCUUACAUCAGCUGCAGGCAGCAUGGCCAGUGAGUUGGGUGUUUGUGAUAGCUACUUAGGGUCCUUAGGUUCUAACACCAACACUCUUUGUCCUGGCAGUUUUGGCAUGGGUUGACUUUAUAUUUGCCUGAUCCUUUCUAAAGAGUAAAAUCUGGAUUAAAUAGCUUCCAUUCAAGACAGCCAAACCGAGAGUAUUCCCACUGGAAGCUCUGUUACCCAGUGAGAGUUUUCCUACUCUGAGCACUCUGGUUAUUUAUUUAAUUUAUAGAGGCCUGAAGGGGUGUGCUUAUUUUCCAUUAAGCUAAAGGAGCUGGGGUGGGAAGGGGGGUGUUGCCUAUUGCUUUAUUUGGGUUUAUUUUGAGGAUAAGCAUAAAAAAUGCUUACACAGUUAUAUAACUCACAACUUAAUUACCUCCCCAAAUGAAUGUUGGUACUCUAGCCACCUCAUAGCCUUGAAACACACAGCUGGACACCACCUUGAUCUUUUCGUUCAUUUUCAGGCAUGCAUAGAGUUGUGCAACUUUUGUAUUGGAAAAACACUAGCGGCUAAUUAACCCUCAGCUGUAAGUACCUGCAGGCUGCAUAGCAGAGCAACUUGCUUUUUCAUCACGCAUGUAUGCUGCUACAGCACAUGACCUAGGUGCUUUUAUUUUUCCUUGCCAGACCUCUCAUUCCAAACCCCACCUUAACCGUAAAAUGUUCCUUCUGCCCAGUGUCUGCAAAAACAACAUCCCAGUCCUAUGAUGAAUGCUUUCUUGUGAAUUGUUACUCACUUUUUUUUUUAAGGUUGCUAGUGUCUUAGUAAAAACCAACGUUAUUGUUGGCUGCAAGUUCUUUUACUAGUGUGCUGCUGAGUUGUAGUUGCAUUAAAAGGGUCUUUCAAUGCUUGACUGUAGCUUUUAGUGCACAAAUGGUAGAAGAAAAAUCCUACACUGAAUGUAAAAAUGCAAAUCUCACAUGUACGAAUUUGGUGUUGGCACACAUUAGCAACCGACAUGCGAUGAUGGUGCUAGUUUGGCAGAAACCUGCGUCAAAUGAGAAUCUUUUCUUGGGCUUGUAUUAUUACAUUACACAGAGAGGGUCUUGUCUCAGUGAGCCAUAGCCAAAAGGGCAAACUAUUAAAGCAGGGCAGAUUCAUUGACCAUUUAAACAGUGUAUACAUAAAGACCACAGUGUAAACUAGCUGACUCCUGACAAUAUAGCUGCCCUGUAAAUGUGACAGGCACGUUGUCCCAGCCUGCACUGCCUAGUUUAAGCAUGUUUCUAAGAAAUGCCAAGCCCAAAGUCUCAACUUGUGAGAGUGUUCAUGGGACCGCUUAACUCACAGAAGGCUUGCCGGGUAAAAAUAGGUGCUGUGAACUGAUCCCAAGGCAAACUCUUCUUCUUGUUGAACUCUGAAACUCAACUUUACCUUUGAUUUAAUCUAUGCAUUCUGUUCCAUUACUGAAUACAGCAAACAUAAUAAUAACUUGUAAUUUUCUUAUUUGUACCCCACCCAUCUGGCUGGGUUGCCCCAACCAUUCUGUAUGCUGCACCUCUUUCAGAUUUUACUAUCCUUAUCCAAUCUGCCUGCUUUCAGAAUUGAGGCCAAAAACAGUUUCCUUGUUCAUUGUUAGAUUUACUGAAACUAAUUAAGAGGUUUUUUAUAUCUGGGAAUCUCAGUAAUAGAAUCAUAAAGUUGAAUGCAAUAUAGAGCAAUAAUAAGUUUUAUUACUGUGGUUUUAGAUUAGCGCCUAGAUACCAGCCUUGUUUCAGCUGCAAUUAUUGGAUGGCCUUGAGUGAAUUGCCCCAGCUUCAGAUUCCUAAAUCUGGGCUCUUAUAAAAAUAAUAAUGAACAAACUAGUUUGCAGCCUGGAUGUGCAUUCUUACACCUUAUCUAAGAGCUGCUGUAUCAUAAUACCUAUACAUACUGCACAGAUUUGCACAUAUACUUUAUUAUUUCUUUUAGAUGUCUCUCCUACUUUCUUUAUAUAUAUAUAUAUAAAUAGCUUGUUGACUAUAUGGCAUUUAGUUUAAUGGGGUUGGAAGAUUCAGUAACCACAUGUUUUCUGGUUGUAAAUAUGCAUCAGGGUGUGGCAUUGAUUUCCUAGGAAACUGCAGUUUGUGAUCUUUUUCCUGUAGAAAUAUUUCUACAUGCACGUGACUAGUAUUGUGCAAAUUUCCCAGAAGUCAUGCAUGUGAUUCAGAGAAAAGGGAAUAAUAUGUCUCUGGUAAACAGCUUGCUGAGAAUUUGGUCACCCUCCUAGUUCCCUUUGAAAUAAAAUGCCUGUGCUUUCUAAACAAGGAGCUGAGACUGAUCUUUCACAUACUUCCCUUUCUCUUAAAUAGAUACUAUUUUGAGUAAUGCAUGAGGUAUGUUAAUCACAAAUCUGGCUGUAUUAUUAUUUUUUAUGGAGCAAUAAACCAUUAUGUGAAAUCAGACGAGAUUGAAGAAUAAGUGUUAUGCAACAUAGAGUAAUAUACUUUGCAGCUUGUGCCAGCCAUCAGCAUUUUCCAGCAUAACUGUUAAAUAUAUACAGUGGUACCUGGGGUUAAGUACUUAAUUCAUUCCAGAGGUCCGUACUUAACCUGAAAUUGUUCUUAACCUGAAGCACCACUUUAGCUAAUGGGGCCUCCUGCUGCCGCUGCACGAUUUCUGUUCUCAUCCUGAAGCAAAGUUCUUAACCUGAAGCACUAUUUCUGGGUUAGUGGAGUCUGUAACCUGAAGCGUAUGUAACCCAAGAUACCACUGUAUAUAUCUGAGACAUAUUGUCUGGGCUUAUCCUGAUUUUGUGGUGGGAGGGGUGGAGGAAGGAAAAGAACCACCCUCAUGUAACCCAAUGGCUCAGAAUCCUCUUCCUUCCCCUGCCCACUCAGCCCCAGUUCUCAGAUUUUAAAGGUUUGGCCUCAGGUGUUGCUAUCAGAAUAUAACCACAACUUAAUCAAAAAUGUAUCAGCAACAGUUUUGAAAUUGAUCAGAAGUAGGCAUUCCUGGAGUGGCCAUGAUGUGUAUACCCAUCUCAACUGUGUUUCUUUGGUUGCUGGAAUCCUAGCAGCAUUGAGACCGUUGUUAUAGCAAGUUAUGUGUGCUGGCCUCUUGCAAACCAUAACAGGUUCUGCUCCAGCUGCAACCGCAGGAUGGAUCCCAGCCUGACAUUCUUCUUCAACAACUCAUACCUGCACGCUAGCUAAGAAGAUAAAAAGACUCUAAGAGCCCUGCAAUUCUAGUGUACACACACAGAGUGGCUUGAGCUGCAAAACUCAGUUUGGUGUCCUUUCAUGCCUGCACAUGAUGCAUUGCAGGCUGACCCUUGUAACACUUUUAGCGUGCAGGGGGCUUCCUAAUCUCUGUCUCAUUAAUCCUCGCAUCUGGGUUAUAGGUCAUUUUUUCCAGUUUCCAAGCACAGAAACUUGAUUGCUCAAGGCUACCAAUAGCUGAGGAGAGAGAUAUGAGCUCCAAUUUCCCAGGUUCUAAGUCCAACUUUCUUUCCAGUGUGGGCAUCUGCCACGCUGUCAUUUUGUCUCAGAGAAUCUUUUUGAAAUAAUUUAAGUCCACCAUUUUCUAAUUAGGGGUUGCCAACAUGGCACCUGUGGGGGCCAGUAUGCCCACCAGUAUCUCCUAUUCUUCCCAUGAAAAAUCAGUAAAUAUCUUUUCUACAAUGCGCAGUGUGCAAGAAUCUGAGGAGAGCCAGUGUGGUGUAGUGGUUAAGAGCGGUAGUCACGUAAUCUGGGGAACCGGGUUUGCGUCUCCGCUCCUCCACAUGCUGCUGCUGGGUGACGUUGGGCCAGUCACACUUCUCUGAAGUCUCUCAGCCCCACUCACCUCACAGAGUGUUUGUUGUGGGGGAGGAAGGGAAAGGAGAUUGUUAGCCGCGGAUAGCUGCCUGAAGCCCGGGGAGCGCAGCAGGAGUUGGCACUGUGCUCCCCAGGCUGCAGGCUGCUAUCUGCAAACCUUUGGAGCCUGGCAGGAACUCCCACCGCGCUCAGAAGGCUUGUGGAUAGCUGCCUGAAGCCUGGAGAGUGAGAGGGGUCAGUGCGCACCGACCCCUCUCACUCUCCAGGCUUCAGCGAAAGCCUGCAUUCGCUCCAUAGGACGCACACACAUUUCCCCUUCCCAUUUUGGGAGGGGGAAAAGUGCGUCCUAUAGAGCGAAAAAUACAGUAAUUCCUCAGAACAUGUAUGCAAUCAUUGAAACAACCAGAGCUAAUUAACCCAUCUGAUUUGAAGAGCAGACAAGACACACCUGCCCACUUUAUGUACAAAAUAAUGUGUGGUGUAGUCACUCUGCAUGCAAGUCCAUUUUCUUGCAGUCCUUCAAAUCUUACUCUGCAGAACAUGCACAGGGUAUUUCCCAUCUUGUAUUUAAAAAGCAGCAUAUUGUGGAAUUCUGCUGAAAUUUGUGUAUUUUUGCACACUAAAGCACUUCACGUUCCUGCAUCUUCUUCUCCAUAACAGUCACACCAGUCUGCUUGGAGUUAACUUUGAUUCUACUGAAUUGUUUGGUCACCACCUCUUGUCUCUCUUUGCUGAAAAUAUGCCCGAUAGCCUAUUAAUGUCACACACACAACUUGUGUGAACAUCUGUAGCAGCCCCUCUUUACUCAACAGUAGUUGCCUUCCCGCCAGCACUAAUUUACAUGCACGGUAACUGCAAGGUCUACACAGGCUGCAAAACUUUGGUUUUUCUGAUAGCGUUCUGACACAAGAGGCCACGUUGUCCUCUGAAAUGACCUCUUCCUAUCGUGAAAUGCUCAAGAUGUUGGUAUUGGUAGCCCUAAUGCCACAAUACUCAGCGAUGGAAAUAUAUCCACAACCAUUCAGUUGCUUGAUGUUCAAGGAGUUGCGCUGCACUGUUCCACUAGUUAUUUACAGCUGUAUACAUGGAAAAUGCAUUGCCCAUUUUGGAGUGUGCAUCAUUGUACAAGGGAAAGAAAUGCUGUUGGCUUUCUGUUUCCUUGACAUCUGUGAGAUGCAUAUGAACAUAAGAAGAGCUUGCUGGAUCAUUCCAGUGGCCCAUCUAGCUCAGUUUCCUGUUCUCACAGUGGCGAUCAGAUGCAGUCAUGGGUAUGAGUCUUGACUGGGCCAUGUGCACUUAAUAAUAAUAAUAAUUUUUAUUUAUACCCUGCCCUCCCCAGCCAAAGCCGGGCUCAGGACGGCUAACAAGCAAUAAUAAAAACAAGUUGAAUGAAUACAAAUUAAAAACAAAAUUAAAAGACAACAUUAAAAUAUUGAAAUAUUAAAAUGUAGCCUCAUCGCAGGAGGAGAAAGGAAAAGAAAAAAGAAAGAGGGGGAGGGAAUCAAUUUGGCUCCAAGCCAAAGGCCAGGUGGAACAACUCUGUCUUACAGGCCCUGCGGAAAGAAAUCAGAUCCCGCAGGGCCCUGGUCUCAUGAGACAGAGCGUUCCACCAGGCCGGGGCCAGUGUUGAAAAGGCCCUGGCUCUGGUUGAAGCUAAUCUAACUUCCUUAGGGCCCGGGACCACUAGGGUGUUGCUAUUUAUGGACCUUGAGGCUCUCCGUGGGGCAUACCGGGAUAGAUUAAGAGAUAGAUUUCUAUGACCAGCAAGCAUCUUGCUCAGAUGUGUAACACGCAAAUGUUGCUCCCGCUUGGCAAAUGAGUUGUGAACAUUUCAUGAAGUUUUAAGGUUCACCGAUUGUCGUUGGUUUUCUUGUCUAUUCAAUUAUUUGUUCUCUUCUCAGACGUUAGUGUCACUGUGCUAAUCACUCCGAGUCUUUAUAAAAGACUGCCCUGGAGUUUCUUGACUCUUUGGCUUGUUCUAGCAGAUGGAUUCUAAGUGUUAAACGUGUUUGGCAUUUCUCCAUCUGUUGACAGUUAUUCUGACAGAUGAAGAGGUUCAGAGGAAAAGAGAGAUGAUAAUGAAGAGGAAGGAAGAGGAAGCCCUGAAAGAGAGCCUAAAGCCCAAAUUGUUGGAGGAGCAACAGCGGACCAUCGAUAUCCUCCUGGAAGCCCACCGCAAGACCUAUGAUUCCACAUACUCUGAUUUCAACCAAUUCCGGGUAAGCUUCAGGCCCCACUUUCCUUCUAACUUCAUUAUGGCUGUGACUAGUAGGACACCUGCUGGUGGAAUAAGUAAAUUGAAGCAGUAGUUCUGAAUCAGCGAAACCUUUGCUCCCUUCUCACUUGGAAGAAAGUAACAUGCAGCCUGCAAACUGAAGCCAGUUAGGUAGACCCGCAAUCUACCUGCUGUGAGUGAACUACAGUCAUACGUCGGGUAAAAUGUGCUUCAGGUUGAGCGUUUUCAUGUUAUGCUCCGCGGUGACCCGGAAGUAACGGAGCACGUUACUUCCAGGUUUCGCCGCUCGUGCAUGCACAGACACUCAAAAUGACUCAAAACACAAGCAGUCGCGGGUUGCAUUUACUUCAGGAUGCAAACGGGGCUCCGGAACAGAUCCCGUUCACAUCCAGAGGUACCACUGUAUAUGAUAUUUCCUUUUUUCUUUUUUUUUUAAAUGAUAUUUAUUGAAAGUUUUUUAGAAUUACAAAAAAGAACAAAGCAGAAAAAGAGAAAAAAAAGAAAAAACAAGGAAAAAACAAACCACAUCAAACAAUACAAAUUCAAAAAACAAAAAUACACCACAAACACUCAAAAACAAAUCCAUCAUUCUCGAAUCCUCAACUGUCAUUGCCUUCUUUCUUUGACCUCCUCCUCCUCCCUUUUUUUGUAUCCUAGUUGUUAAUUAUCGCAGCAAAUCCUUUCCAUAUUUCAUAAUAUUCUGUCAUUACAUUACCUUAAUCUAUUUUAAUCUUAUCUUACUAUAAAGAACCUUAAAACUUAAAACUUGAAUCUUAAUUUUACCAACUUCUCAUAACCAUAAUAUUCUUACAUAAUUCUUUAAACAUUUUUGCUAAAGCCAAAUAAUUUCGUUCCAACAUUUUUCUAACAUUCAUCAAUUUUAUAAAACAAUCCUAAUAAUAAUAAAAAAUGAAAUAAAGACAAUCCAAUCUUCAUCUAGCGUCCCUUCCUCCUGGUCCCGGGUUUUGUCAGUCCUUAUUAUCCCAUCGAUCUAGCGCAUUAACCUGGUAACCUUGUAUCCGAGGCCCUUAAGUCUCUUCCAUGUCCCUUCCGUGGCUCUUCUUCAUAUUUAUAACUGUAUUUUCCUUUGUCUCCUGCUCCUUUCACUCAUGGGAACUCCAGCUUAACAAUGUUUUUAACCCUUCUCGACAAAUCAGCCCCUUUUCCAUAGUCCACACUAAACUCCAUGUGGUAUUUGAGAACAUGUUUCAAAAACCCUCCAAAAUUAAGAGCCCCCACAACCCCAAACAACUCACGGCCCAUUGCCAGACUUGCAAAGUCCAAAUAUCCCUGCAUAGGGGGGUCUAUCCAACCCCCCAUUUCCAAACCAAACUUUAUCUUUCCAAAUCUGGCUUUUUCCAAGUUCAUUUGUCAAAUCCAAAAGCUCAUGUUCCUGCUGGGCCACAACUCCCUCCGUCUCUGGCGCCCAAGAUUCAGCAGCAUUCUCUUCCCUCAUCUGUUCCGUCAGGGCACACUCCUGAUUUAAUUCCUGGGUGGGCUCCAUAUAAUUUCCCACUGCCUGGUCAAAAUUUCUAAUCGCAUCAGUCAUCAAAUCCGUCUUCUCAUGUAGCUGUUCCAGUAGGGCAUUUGUUUUAGAGAAAGCACACAACAGAGCUUCUGAAUACAUUGUCCUGCAAGGUCAGAAGUCUGUUCCCACGAUUGUAAUCUGUAACAGCUGCAAGCUCCCCGGAGUUGGUUACAGUUUCACAGUCUCCCUCUAGGGGGAAAACUUCUAUUUGUUCUUUCUUUUAAAGACAGGUCUAUCAACAAAGUUUCCUUUUUCAGAUAUUUUGUCAAUAUUUGUUCCUUUAAAAAGCGAAGGGGGACAAUGGAAUCAAUGUUUCUCUUCUUAUAGCUAUCUGUCAAAAACGUUUGUCUCUGGUCAAUGAGCUUCAAAAAACGUCAGUCCUGACACCCCGCUCCAGGAUCAGGAAGGUGGAAAGUUACUUUACUUUACACUCACUUUUGCAGGUUUAAACAGUCCGAAAAAAUCCCCCCUCUUCCCCUGCUUCCGAAGGGGGUUCAACAAUUUUAAAUGGUGAAAGUUAAUCUUUUGCAAGCGAUUUUCUGAGCUCUAGUUUGCCAUGUCAUUGCUUUAAUCUAUCUACAAAGAAACGGAAGGCUGACUUCCUGUUUAGACCUUCCCGUUUCAGUGCCAAAUUGAGGUAAACUUUUAAGUCCAAUUUUCCUUUCUGCUCACAAGUCCUUAUUUAAAGUGCAAUUGUCCGAAUUUAGGUACUCACGGGUGAUUAUUUUAGAAGCCAAAUUGUCCCAGGAAAAAGGCAGCGCUCUCUGGCAAUGGCUGUGCGGCUUCGCUCCACGGAAGAAGCAGUUAACUCUCAGCACCGCGCCACUUCCCCCUCUUCGCUCCGGAGCCCGUUAGUGGGUUCUUUUGUGGGUUGGGGGGGGCGCUAAAGGUGCCCGCCGAGUCCCAUGGUCACAAGCUUCAUCAGCCUGUGAUUUUUGAAAGGGUCCCCGCUUCGCCGUAGCAGAAAAGACCCGUUUCGCGUGGAGCUAGUCCCUCCAGAUCAGAGGGAGUCCGCCAUUGCCGAUGGCGCCACCCCGGAAGUGUAUAUGAUAUUUCCUUACCUUUGCCUUUGGAACUGGCAGGUGGCUAUCAGAACUGGCAGGUGGCUAUCAGAUGCUGUGGUCUAAACCACUGAGCCUAGGGCUUGCCGAUCAGAAGGUCGGCGGUUCGAAUCCCUGCAACGGGGUGAGCUCCCAUUGCUUGGUCCCAGCUCCUGCCCACCUAGCAGUUCGAAAGCACAUCAAAGUGCAAGUAGAUAAAUAGGUACCACUCCAGCGGGAAAGUAAAUGGCAUUUCCGUAUGCUGCUCUGGUUCGCCAGAAGCAGCUUAGUCAUGCUGGCCACAUGACCCAGAAGCUGUCUGCGGACAAACACCGGCUCCCUCGGCCAGUAAAGCGAGAUGAGUGCCGCAACCCCAAAGUCAGGGUCCCUUUACCUUUACCUUUAAGAGAAGCUUUUGAAACGGUGGCAUUCGUAAAAUUUUUGUGUGCUUUGUUAAAUGCCAUAAUUAACAUGUGCGCUGAAUCAAUAUGAUCUGGUUGCGGGUGAGGUGCUUUCAAAUCUCUUAGCCUCUGAGCCUGCUACUUGUCUUUGAAGGCCUAAUUCUGAAGCCACUUAUUCCAUUGGACGGUGUGGAUACCAGAAUGCCAGGCUUCUGGUGGGCGGGUGUACCAUUUAGCCACCUGUUGGCACAUCUUCCUCAGCUGCACUCACGUCCUGAAACAGCUGUUUUCCUCAGUUCUGAGGAAGAAAGAGCAGGGAGGAGAAAGCACUUGUGGCUGAGGCAGCCACAACUCCUUCCUGUUUGGUAAGAACUAGUGAAACAGCUGGGAACUAGAGCUCAGCUUUGGGGUUUGAGUGACGCACGUAAGAGCUAGGGAGAAGGGCUGGGGCAGAGAGAGAAGUGGGGGAAAGAGAACCAGCUCUGUCUGACUCAUGGUUUUGACAACUUGGAGCUGGUAACACUUGUUGUUUUGUGCUACUUCCCAAUAGACUUCCGCCUCUCCUCUCUCUGCCAGCUGAUAAUAUUCUAAGCAAAACAAAUGUCUCCACCAUGGGAUUAUAGCUUCCAAGUACCCUUCAGUUCCUGGCCCCACCCUGAAAAUGACACAAAUGUGAUAAUUAAGUAUCGUACAUGAUGUGAGUUGGCAUUUACAGAUGCCUUUUCAAUGUUCACAUACAUAAGAUGCUAAAUACAUAUUUGCUGUGGCUUUCUGGCUCAUAACAUGCUUUUUCUCUGUGUGUGUGUUUUCUAAGUCUGCCUUUCUACAUUACUGUAGAAAUUAGCCAUGUUGGGGGGAAAUCAUGGUACAUCAGAAACAUUUUUACCUAGGGGGAACCGUUAAUCUUAAGGAAAUGGGUUGACAGGGUAAACGAAUUAGGCGAAAUUUAAAAGAAAUAAAACAUAGUGGGUGGGACUUUAUAAAAGUAUUCUGUAUCAAUCUGGCCCCAAUUCCCAUUUAGUUAAUUGGUGGGAAAGCUCUAAGGAUAUUUUAGAGAAGUAAAACCAGUGCUUUUUUUCUGGGGAGACGCAGGGACCCCUAAACAUUUUGUGAAUCUAAGUUUGGCCUCAUUGAGGGGGAGUAUUUCAAUAUGAGUAGGAAAAUGAGAGUACCCCUAAACAUUUAUUUAUUUUUUUAGAAAAAAGCACUGUGUAAAACCAUUCUUUUUUCCUUAGCAAGGGGCCCUUGUCAGUGCACAAAUUUACCAGCAAAUAGAACUAAAGUGUUGGGGUCAGACAGAGAUGUUUUUUGAAAAGAGCAAUUGACAAAUAGUUGGAAUGGUACCCUUUUUUGUUUCAGCCUCCUGUGAGACUUGAUUCAGGCAGAAGAAGCACAAGCAGAUCUUCCUCUCUUAUGUCACAAGGUUUCUCUUCUUCAGAAGACUCUUCAGACACUUUCAGCUCUUCCCCAGGUAAUGUGAAGAUUGCCAAAUGACCUCCAGGCUCACAGCAAACAAAUCCAGGAAUGUUAUCUCCAGCUAUGGAUUUGUUUUCUCAUCUGCCAGAUUCAGUUCCCCUUUGUCUUGUAGAUCAGAGCUCCUUAGGAUGCACAGCCCACCCCCUCUCAUCUUGUGGCUCAGUUGCUGAACUUGAAUCCUCCUUCACAGAAACCUUUAAUACAUUUGCUAGAUCUGGCUUUUUUAAAGCCUUAAUUUUUGAUUUAAGAAACAAAAAAAGCCCUACACCUGAAAUCAAAAAUUUAAUCUGUGUGCUUUCCCCUCUAUCUUGCAGAGCCCAGGAUGUUAUCGAGUGUGGAGCUCAGUGAUGACAGCGAUGAAAGUGCAACCAUGUCCAUGGACUUCUCACACCUUUCUAUGCUGCCUCACGUGGCCGACCUUGUUAGCUACAGCAUCCAAAAAGUGAUUGGAUUUGCAAAAAUGAUUCCAGGGUUCAAGUAAGGAUGCUUGCUUUGGUUUCUUCAGAAUGGUUCGAUGCGUUUUCCUUCCCUUGAAUGUAUUUGUGUGUGUGUGUUUAAUACAUUCUUUUUAAAAAUUGUACCACACCACACAGCUUCCAGAAGGAGACUUCUGGGUUGGUUGCAACAAAAAUAAAAAACUGAAAACAACUAAACAGUAUUAAUAAAUACAUACAGGAAAUCAUUUCCCCAGGAGAAUGGUAUUUUUCAACUCAAUAAAUUUAGGAACUUAGAAUACAUUUUCCCAGCUGCCUUCUAUCCAGACGUAAUUUGAGUAAAUCCUUCAAUAUGGCUGUGAGCAAGAACAUCAAUGUCAUUAUUGCCUCUGCUUCUCGCUCUCCUCAUCCAUUUAGCCUGCAGUGAGGUUGCUUAUUAAGAAAUCUCAUUGUAAAUUGAGCAUUAAUGGAGCUGUUACCUGAUCAUUCUGACACAUGGCUCAGUUGAAUGAGGAUUUCCUCAGCUUUUAUCUGCCCGAACAUUGCAGGAUGUGCAUCAGUUAUGACUUGACAUGAUUGAACUUAAGCUGUUCCUAUCUACUGGACAGCACUGCACUCCCACAAUGAAGAGCAAUGGUCAUGUCAAGCCGGGAAAUUUAACUGAGCUCACAGUUGGAGUUUAUGAGUUGUGCAUGGAUUACUCAGCACUUGAUGGCUCUUAACCCAAUAUGUGGGCUAUUUACAUUGAAAAGUGUUGUACAAGAAUUGGGGGAUACAAUUCACAUAUGCUACAGUCAAUGUGUUAUGGGCACAAACUGGUGAACCAACCCAUAGUGUUUUGCACAUGGUUCUUCAGAGGAGACUGGAGGCUGACAUUCAGAGGGUUGAGUAAAUGAGAUCAGUGAAAUGAUAAAGUGCACAAUUGUUCACUGAGGUAGCUCCUUUGAGUAUCACACAGUAAACUGUAGUGCUGGAAGGAAGCAAAUAAUCAGUUCUAACCCCUAUAUAAUGGAGUGUUAUGAUGCUGGAUGCUUUGAGGUUUCAUAUAUAUAUUCUCUUUUCCCUAAAUGUAGAGAUCUAACAGCGGAGGACCAGAUUGCUCUACUGAAAUCCAGCGUCAUUGAAGUAAUUAUGCUCCGUUCAAAUCAGUCAUUUUCACUGGACGAUAUGUCCUGGACCUGUGGCAGCAAUGACUUCAAAUACAAAAUCAGCGAUGUCACUCAAGGUACAGUAGUUUUAGGUGUGAAUGGUAUAAGAUUCCAGUCAAGCACAAGGCUGCUCUGGAGCAGCCACCGAAAUGAGCUUGUCUCAUCUUGAUUUGCUUACAAUUAAUAUUAGGUAUCAUUAUCCCUAGAAGAUACAACUCAAGGCCUACAGAAGGCUAAAGUAGUGCAAAAGUUAGGAUAAGUACAAUCCGUGAGGUAGUGGUCCAAUGAUCUGCUUAAUUUAGUGAUUAAAAUAUUAAUAUGUUGCUUUUUGGGUUCUGCAAAAUGGUUUGGAAAAUAUAAUUUGAGAAAUAAUGGAAGUUAGGUGAUGAAUCCAAGAAUGAGGGAGAGUUGUGUUUCUCACUUAGUCUAUUGAUAUUUUGGAACCAAUUCAUGCGAUUACCUUUUCAGGUUUUUCCCCAACUGUGAAGACACAAUUGAGUCAUCACAGUUAGGCAACUGGGUAGGGAGAUGGGCCAUUUCAUUGCUUCAUAAUGGACUCAGUUCCAGCUUUUAGCAUGCCACUACAAACACAACAAAAAACAGUGUUGUGUGAUGUGUUCAAUAAAAAGCUGGGUGCCUGUUUCAGCAUUCAGACAACCACUUUGCCGUCUCUGUUCUCCACCUGCAGAAAGUCAAAAGUAACUUCUCCAACAUGGAGAAAGUGGGAAGUUCAAAAAGCAUUCAUAUAAAUUGGUCCUUAUAAGUAAUGGGUGAAUCAUCAGUUUGGGUAUUCUGUUCACAUUAACAACCAAAGUGCCGGCAGCCCAUCAUAUCCAUCAUAUUUAUAAUUCUCAAACCCCUAGUUAUUUGAAGAUGCCGUGGCACUUGCAAAAUGGAGCCAAAGUCACAGAACUGGAGGUGUCAGAAUUAUCAUUGCUAGCCAGCCCUGAAAUGGCCAGGAGAUAAUAUAGUGAAAUCAUACCUGAGUGACUUGCAGGCUGACUAUGCUUCAUUUUGAUGGAGGGAGUGUGCAAACACCAGCACUUGCAUCAGAAGGGAAAGCUCUUGACCCUUAAUAGUUCCUGAAUGUGUGAGUAAAAACGGAAACUUCCACAUAUGUUCAGAUACAAAGUUUCCAGGACUGGAGCAUUUCCUGUUCUGAAAGGAGGAUAGUAUUAUCAUGCCAACUGAGCAUGAGCGAAUUCGUCUGUUUUGUGAGGUCUCCAGGCAGGAUUGGCUGACCAAUCCACGUGUGAAUUUAUCUUUAAUUUUGCUUCUUGCUCUGUUUCAUGUUAGCUGAUAAAUCUAUCAAGAAUCUAGAGCCUGCCUCUCAAAAGGGUUUUUAUGUUUCUGUUUCAGCUGGGCAUAGCCUGGACUUGCUUGAGCCCCUUGUUAAAUUUCAGAUCAACCUGAAGAAGCUGAACCUGCAUGAAGAAGAACAUGUUCUCCUCAUGGCCAUCUGCAUCCUGUCUCCUGGUAAGAGAAACUUUUGCCUUUUCCGGCUGUGUUUUAAUUGUAGAUUAAAACCAGCACCAACCACGGGUGGCAUCUACAAGCCAGCCACUUCUGGGAUAUAAUUUCUAUAUAGGAAAUAACAUGCACAGUGGUGUAUGCUGUCCUGUGUGAAAAGAAUGCAAGCAUCUGCUUUGCCACAAUUACAUUUUGAGUGAUGGGUGUACAUGGAAGGAAAAAUAUAAGCCAUAAGAUUGGAUUUUGUUCUGUUUUUUUUUACUAUACCUUCCACAGAGCACAAUAUACCUUCCACAAAUGUAUCCUUACCCUUUGGCAAAUACUGAGAAGCUGUAGCCUCCUUCAUUGAUCAUGCAGGAGUCUUUGCUACUCUUUUAUUAUGAUUAUUCAGGAUCCUAAUCAUUUGUUGACACUUAGGGAGGGGAGAGAAAUUCUCUUCAUUUUGCAUUCAUAGGCAUCACUACCCAAUUUGCACUUUCCCAUACAACACACAAACUGAAACAUAGCCAUCCUUCAAAAUCCGUGUGACUCCACAAAUUUUGCAAUAAAAUUAUCCAGCCAGGUAACAUGUGCAGGAAUGCAAAUAAAUACAAAUACAAAUAUCUUUAUUGUCAUUACGAAUUAAAACAUUUCAAAACACUAGGAUAAAUUUAAAAGGGACAGGGAUGAGGCUGUCGAGGAUCACACGGUACUCGAUUGUUCUGCUUCACCCUGUCUAUUCCCUAGAGGGAUGAUUCAUUAAGAACCCUUUCGGGUAAGAUGGAGGUUAAAAAGUAAGCCACUGGGGCAGUAACGUCCUUGUCCCUAUCCGCUAGGAGGAACCUCAUUUGGCUUUCUCUUGGAACUGUGGGUCACAGGAAUGCAUACACUAGGGCAUAGUGUGCAUAAACAUGCAUGUGUCAGUGAAAAUGACAUAUAAAAAUGCAUUAUACUAGGGAAACUUGUUUUGCAGAAAUGUUUACGUAAAAAUUGCAAAAGAAGUAUAUUAGGAGAAAUUUGUAGCAAAUUUCUGAUGAAUUUCCACAAUGGCUUUUUGUAAAAAUAAAAAUGCAAACUGAUGUGGAAAUGUGGAGGACUGAAUUUAGCUACUUCUGAUUUCCUACUAGUUUGUUUCCUUAGCGCAGGGGUCUGCAACCCGCGGCUCCGGAGCCGCAUGUGGCUCUUUUACACCUUUGCCUCUGGGGUGGAUACUAGCGAGGGGAGGAGGCGCAUUGUGCGCCCCGACACUCCCCACUGUGGCGGGCGCUGUACUGGCUGUGACGUCGCAUGGGGGCGGUGCGUGCGUUGGUCACGCACCAUCCCGACGUCACCUUCCCGCCCGCUGUCAGAUCGCGGCUCCGGAGAUAUGUUUGUUUUAAAUGUCGCAAUGGUUUUGCGGCUCCCAGUUCGGAAACGGGUCCAAGUGGCUCUUUUUGUCUUAAAGGUUGCAGACCCCUGCCUUAGCGCAUAAAGCUGAGGAAAUGGAGUCUGCUGAAGUAGGGCCUCAUUUUGAGCGGCUGCCUUUUCCUGAACAUCCAAGGGGGAAUCAGCCAUUUGCCUGACAGCACAGGGAGGUGCUUCAACAUCAUUAGCACCUAGCCUCCCCCUCUCCCUUAUUUUUAAAAAUGUUGCUAGAAUGUUGGGAUUGCAACGAAUGAGCAGCAGAACCCCUGGAGUUUUCCUUGCCAGAAGCACAAGGCAAGAAAAAGUCCGGCAAGUGGUGCAAGGGGUCUCUUUUGCUGCCUACACAACAGGGGUGGGGAGCCUCCAGAGGCCAAAUUCAGUUGUCGAGGCCUCUCUGUCUGCCCUGUCCCUGCUCCACACCUUCUCUGAGUAUUUUUGCCUGGGCUGGAAUGUUUCCUUGAACCAGUGAUGGUGCCGCUUGCUUGCUUGCUUGCUUGCUUGCUUGGAUGCAGAGAGUCACCUCUGACUUUUGCAUGGCUGGAAUGUAAACUGCUCUACAAAAGUAAGAGUCUCAUCCAUUGCUCCACCCACUUUUUUGCUGUUUGCCAAUGUCAUGGGUUCCCCAGAGGAAAGGUUCCCCACCUGCUAUAAAAGCUGCAGAAGGAAGGAGAUGACUGCUUUCUUCAAUAAGUUAAGAACAAGCAGCAGGGGCAGUAAGAAAGCAGCAUGAGCCUCAGCUCUGAUAAUUGCAUAAAACACAACCUAAGCUACAUUCAGUGAUCUGAACUGUUGCUCUUAAAGGCUCGAUGCUCAUUUUUUCCCCAUGCAAAAGAGACCUGGGCUGAUAUCUUCCGCUGCUUUAUUUUAGCAGAAAUGAAACAUGGUAUUUCACGCUCCUCGGAUCUUAAUACUCCAUUUCACGCCUCUGCUUUUGGCAUGAAACAUAUUAGAGGAUGUGUGAGUGUAACUGUGCAAAUUCAGCAAUGUUAAGAGCCGAGUUAGUAGCUCUGAGAGUAGUUGUGGGGAUGCCUAUAAUAGGAAACUAGUACCUCGGGUUAAGUAAUUCGUUCCGGAGGUCCGUUCUUAACCUGAAACUGUUCUUAACCUGAAGCACCACUUUAGCUAAUGGGGCCUCCCACUGCCGCUGCGCCACCAGAGCCCAAUUUCUGUUCUCAUCCUGAAGCAAAGUUCUUAACCUGAGGUAAUAUUUCUGGGUUAGCAGAGUCUGUAACCUGAAGCGUAUGUAACCUGAAGCGUAUGUAACCCGAGGUACCACUGUAUCAGACAGCAUGGGCCGAUUGUCGGGAACUAGUAUUCAGAACACAAAAGAGGGGAAAAGUCAAACUUAACCACAAGUAGAGGGAACAGAAGACUCUUGUUGUCCUUGUCUUUUUGCCUACCCUGGUCACUGGAGGUGUGUUUGUUUUCUGUUCCUAGACCGCCCUGGCGUUCAGGACACUGCUCUGGUGGAGUCCAUCCAAGAUCAUCUUUCAGCUAUCCUGCAGACAUACAUUCUCUGCAGACACCCUCCUCCGGGCAACCGCUUGCUCUAUCCCAAGAUGAUCCAGAAACUUGCAGACCUCCGGAGCCUGAACGAGGAGCAUUCCAAGCAAUAUCGCUGCCUCUCCUUUCUUCCGGAGCACAGCAUGCAGCUCACUCCGCUGGUCCUCGAAGUCUUUGGCAAUGAGAUCUCCUGACUCGGUGACUGGGAAUGAAACCUGUUGAAGUAAAGGGAGAAGUCAGCCCAGCUUCCCGCUGGUGGCAAACUGAGAGCUUUGGCCCAAGUUGAAGUUUUGUAUAUUCUGUUGGCAAGAGUUUUGAUUUUUUUUCCCUUUCCACACUACCAGAGGGGGGCUGCCUUGUUUGUAUAUCUUCAGCCUCAUAUUUUGCAUUGCUGCUGAGCAGCAAUUCGCAAGCCCAGCCCCUUCUCUCCUGCCUAUCAAAACUAAAGAGCUUUCUCACUUGUUGCUUUGCCAUGAUGAAACCGCUUGUUGCUUUCUUCAAUGUUGAGCUUUUCAAGCCAGCAACUGAAACGUCUGUGCUGUGUCUUAAAUGGAAGGUGAAUGGUUGAAUAACAACGGGUGGAAUUUAAGAUUUGUGAUGGAUUGGACAUGGGAUAUUCUUUCUUUUAACACGUUGAGAGCUUUUGGUUCAGAAUGACUGUAACAUGCAGGGAAGAGUAACUGUUAUUCUCGGUGCAAAAUGUCAACCCCCCUCACCUCUCAUCAUUUUCUGCCAAACCUCAGAGCUCGUCAGUACUAUUAAAAGUAUUUAUUAACCUAGGAAUAAACAGAAAAAACACAGGCUGUGUACACAUUACCAGCUUAAAAUGCAGCUAGGUUGCUCUUUUCCUUAAUUUGGAUCAAAGGUGAUUUGGGGGGGAAUGCAUCAAAAUGCAGGAGAGAGGGAAGAGAGAUAUGGAUUAAAAUAAUGUCGCAUGUACACCUCUUCCGAAACCAGUGGUGGGAGUGCAUUGGUGCAGAGUAAAACACAGCCAGGUUUACAGGAAUAAAUAACCUGUGUCAUCUUUCUGACUUUUUUUUAGUGUGUAUAAACGUGCCUGGCACAUUGUUGUCACUAAAUAAAUUUGUAACGGGAGGAAAAUUAUAUUUGACCUGUGACCUGGUGUAGACACUCUGGGAGUUGACUUCCUAAUAGCCAAGCCCCUGCCUGGUGCGCAGCCUUGUUUCCCAAGAAAUAAGCCUGCUAACAACUCAUGUCCUGUUUGCAGCGUUAGUUCUUACACUGUUUCAAGCACGGCCAGCUGCCAAGAGGAGUACAGAACUGGCUUCUCACCAAGCCAGCAGGCUUGAGUUUGUUCAGGAUCACUUUGGGUUACUUUGGAGUGGCAAGGGGGAAACACCCUUUAUCAGGAUAAGCCACAUGCAAAGUACCACCUAAAAUAUUCCAGCCAUCAUAUUGAGAAGUACUCUGCAGAGGUGAUUUUCAGAUGUCUCCAUGCUGGAGCCAUAAUCAGCCCUUAGUAACACUCAGGGAGGCUGAAAGUGACAUUUUGUGAGUUUGACAACUUCUGGACUACUGUAUAUGACCUCUGGAAAAACAAAGCACAUGGGAGCUGUGUGCUGAAAAGGGAAGUAAUUCAUCGCCAAUAUUAAAAUAAUUUCUUUGCAGAGAACAUGCUUGGGAUAUUUAGUUGUAGCUUCAUUGGUUCCACAGAAUCCAAAAGUAAGAUUGGAGGAUACAUAGCUGUCAAUUGCACAAAACAGAAAUGUAAAAUUAACUGUCAACAACAGAGAGAGAGCAAAGAUGAAUAUAGACGUUCUCUCCUAGUCGCUCAAUAGUGGCCUAUUCAUCAAAUACGUACAAGUGUACUACUCUCUUCAAACACAUAGUGUACAUUCACCAAUAUGUUAUUGUAUUUGUGUGGGGUUUUUUUUAUUACUGCAAUAGCUGCAAUUUGCACACUGUAUACACAGCUACAGAUUGUCACUUAAAAUGUCUGGUGAGAUGACGAGAAAUCAGUUCCGUGAAUCAAGGAAGGUCACCUUGAACCCCUUAGUUUAACAAAUCCUUUGGGGUUGUGCUGGUAGGGUUUUGAAUAUGGGAAUAAAUCAGGGCAGGGAAGGGAGCUUCCAUGGAUUGAAAUCUCCCUCUUGCUCACUAGGUGUCAGUAGGGUAAUAGGGUAGGGUAGAAAGUAAUUAUUGUGCAAAGUGCCUUGAGUCUGCUCCAGAGCAAUGAAUCGGUUCCUCCCAAAGUUAUGGCUAGAAUCUCUUACUCUAAAAUUAGUCUUAAUUACUAGGAUUUGGUCGGAUUCAUCAAAGUCUUUAACUUCCUUCUAUGCUCGUUGGAGAGUUGGCACAAGGGCAGCCCACCCACAUGGAGUAAGUCUGUGGUGCCCCCCCCCCAACCUCCCAGCAGUACAACUAUUUCCCUUUUCACAGACCUUUGCAGCCUGGCAGUGGGGACAAAAAGAAAGUACAUGUAUCUUAAGAUAGAUAGACUUGUAAUGCAAGCCUUCCAAACUCAUUUUCAAAGCCCACUUGAGUUGCAGGGGCAAAUAUCAGCCACUUUAUCCAGCUACUUCAGAAAGGCUUGUCAAAUGUUUUUAAUAAAACAGAUAUUUUAGGGUUUUUUGGAUACUGUAGUGGCAUUUGCAACCUGACUUUGCAUGUAACCAUACAGCCAUUUACAUGGUUAGCAGUGUUUCAGCCUCAUGCUGUUGCCACGAGUGCCAUACGGUUUGAAAGGGAGAUGUGCAUCUGCGCACGCACGGGCAUGCGCCAGGGAGUUGUGGCAAUUCCCUGGCAUGCGCUGCUGUGCUGAAAGAUGCCCAGCUGCUUAUCCAGGAGAACAUUAUUGAGUGGAUGCACUUUGCAAAGCCUGCCCGCCUCCCAAAAUGUGAGAAGCAGUUGUGCUAAGUUAGAGGGCACGCUGCCGAUUCUGAGAGAGGUUUCUGUGUGUAGCUUUGCUUGUUAGGCUUACUUGCAAGGGAGAAAUUAGCAGUUCCUUGCCAUUCUUUCUUUGCUUAAGCGGUGGAGGGAGAGUGGGACUUGCCUGAAACAAAAAGGCAUAUAACAUUUGUAGGAAUCACAGUCUUAGGUGCAAGAUUUCCAUCCUGUCUCAGGAAAUAACCCUCAAGCCUAAAGGGAUGGAGGUAUCAAUAUGCUUGUUCUGUCAAUGUGGAGAAGAGUGGAACCUAACCUGCUCCCCAAAACCGUGUGUUAUUUUAAACUGCUUGUAGAUGAGCUAGCCCUGGGUUAUUUUUUCAUUUUUUAAAGCCAAGCCAGCUCUUAGUUCUAUUGUGAAUCUUUCACACAGAUCUAUUGCUGUUUUUCCUCUGAUUCUUUUUUUUAAAAAAGAAGGUUUUUUGGGGGGUUGUCUUUUGGUUGUCUGCCCUAAGCCAUGAGGAUAGAAGACUGUUUGCAGUCAUUGGAAAACAAACCAGGCUGCUGUAUUUUCCCAGUAGCUUGGGAGAGUGGUUUAAAUACCCAGCUCCUGUGUUAAAUCCAUUAAUGAUGCCUAUGCUGAACAAUUUGCACCAGGUUUUGUGGUAUAAUUGAAUGUGUAAAUAGCUAUUUAAUAUGGGUUGAAAAUGGUCUAUUGUAAAAUGUAAAUUGGAUUUUAGACAUUUUAAGGACAAUGAUAGUUGAACCAUAGCUGCUCUUUUUUCAGAGAUGCUGGGGUUUAUUUUUGCCAAGUCUGCAUGUGAAAGCCAAACCUGUACAAUAAGAGAGGAGUAGCUUCUUUCCAAAUGUGAAACACAAAUCAUCUCUUGUUGCCUUGUGUAAUUUAAAUCAUGCAAUGCACUUUAUAAAAAAAUCAGUAGAAUUAUUUAAAGAGACAAAUCUAUAUUUUAAUUAUAGUGGUGGUAAAUAUGAUGAAGACCUAGAGGCGAAUGCUAUCUUUUUAUUCCUCUGUACAUCUUUGGGCUUUUUUUCUAAUGGAUAAAUGGAUCUAAUAUUUAAAAAACCAAAACCUAUUCCAGAGCUUUAUUGACAGGACAAAGAAUGAUUGAAUACUGUUUUCGUAGUUGUAAGUGUAGAAUGCUGUUACCUUAGUAAUAAAAACGUACUGCUUUGUGAGAAAAAAA
Messenger RNA from Podarcis lilfordi (Lilford's wall lizard), 88177 nucleotides. The record is from the annotation of a GenBank genome assembly. Lineage: Eukaryota; Metazoa; Chordata; Lepidosauria; Squamata; Lacertidae.